AUGUCAGUGCGGGUGCGGAGGAUGUAUUCUGUCAAACUGUGCAAGAAAAGGUGACAAUUAUUGCUACUGCAAUUACAAUUAUUUAUAUAGCACCAACAUAUUCCACAGUGUUGUACAACAGGUAGACAAGGCAAACAUUUCAUUAUAACAAAACAUUUAUGACAUAUAUGGAACAAUAGGUAAAGACACCAGGUCCAAACACAAUCUAAAGGUAGAAUAUAAUAUUAUUUUUUAUAAGGUAAUUGAUACUCUUGGACACUAUAGUCACCAAAACAACUUUAGCUUAAUGAAGCAGUUUGGGUGUAUAGAUCAUGACCCUGCAGUCUCACUGCUCAAUUCAAUGCCAUUUAGGAGUUAAAUCACUUUUGUUUCUGUUUAUGCAGCCCUAGCCACGCCUCUCCUGACUGUGACUGACACAGCCUGCAUGAAACAAAUUAUUCUUUUUCAAUCAGAUGUUUUUUUGCUUUAGAAGUUUUUAACUCCAGCUCUGUAAAUUGAACUUUAAUCACACACAGGAGGCUCCUGUAUGAUCUAGUAGGUUAUUAACAAAGCAGGAGAUAAUACAUUCUACAUUAAACAGACUGUGCAAUAAUGUAACAUAGAAUAUCUAGGCUCCUUCACAGGAAGUGCUUUGGAAGGCUGUGCAAGUCACAUGGAGAGAGGUGUGGCUUGGGCUGUAUAAACAAAGUGAUUCAACUUUUAAAUGGAAGAGAAUUGACCAGUGAGACUGCAGGGGUAUGAUUUAUACACCAAAACUGCUUCAUUAAGCUAAAGCUGUUUUGGUGCCUAUGGUGUCCCUUUAAGGGUAAUGUGAUGGGAGUGGAUUGCUCAAAUGUGAGUAAUUGGGGCUAAUUAACACACAUUGCUUAUUCUAAAUUUACAGGGAAAGGCUAGGUUAUCAGUUUAGCAUUUUUAGUCUAAACCUUGAAAUUAACUAAUUUCCAAAUAUUUCACUCUCUAGUGAAUAACUCUGUCACUGUUUAUUGUAAUUCACUAAUUCACUAAUGUGUGAGAUAUCCGAAAUGAAAAAUGAAUUUAAAACUUGAAACCAAAAUACUAUAGUUGAAAGAUAUAUCAGCUAGAAUAUCCUGUUUGUCCAUUUUGGCUUAAAAUGUUAAAUUCACUUUAAUUGUUAAUUACCAGGGCCGUCUUUAACGUGGGGCAAAUGUGGCAGCUUCCCCAGGCCCAGUUACUCUGAGGGGGGUGGGGGGGUCCUGCUGCCCUCAAGUAUUUAUUUUGUCCCCCAUGGGCACCCCAGUGCAGCUGAUGGCCCGCACACUAAGAAGGCCCACCAGGUGGUAUUUGUAAACAGGAGCCCGGUCGUGUGCUUUGUCCCUUUAAUAGCACAACCAGGCCUCUUGCUUUUCAGCAGCCUGGGAGGAAGUUACUGUCGCACGUCACUUUCUCCUAGCGAAAACACAGAGCCGCACAGGAGAGACCAAGGAGGCAGUGAGGAGGGGGGGCUUGGCUGGGAGAGCCAGUCCCUAACUCCCAACAGCCUCAGCCACCACUCUGGACACCAGGGAAGGCACCCUUCAAGAUUGGAAACGGGAGGUAGAUUUAAAAGUGUAAAUUGUCCAUGUGUGUGAAAGUGUGUCAGUAUGUCUGUCUAGUGUGUGUGUGUCAAUAUGUCUGUCAGUGUAUGUGUCUUUGUGUGUCAGUAUGUUUGUCAGUGUCUGUGUAUGUGUAAGUAUAGCUAUCAUUGUAUGUCUGUGUGUGUGUCAGUAUGUCUGUCAGUGGAUGUGUCUGUGUGUGUCAGUAUGCCUGUCAGUGUGUGUGUGUGUAUGUAUCAUUAUGUCUGUUAGUGUGUGUGUGUGUGUGUGCCAGCAUGUCUGUCAGUGUGUGUGUGUGUCAGUAUGUCUGUCAGUAGGUGUCCACCUGUCUGUCAGUGUGUGUGUGUCUGUCAUUAUGUCUGUCAGUGUCUGUGUACGUGUGUGUCAGUAUGUCUGUCAGUAUAUGUGUGUGUGUCAGCCUGUCUGUCAGGGUAUGUGUCUCAGUGUUUGUCCUUAUGUCUGUCAGUGUGUGUCAGUAUGUCUGUGUGUGUCAGUAUAUCUGUCAGUGAAUAUAUGUGUGUCAGUAUGUUUGUCUGUGUGUGUAUGUGUCAGUGUAUAUGUCUGUGUAAGUAUGUCUUGCUUAAUCAAAUUUAAGGUGAGAGAAGCUGAACUGAGAACACAACUGGCUACUUUGAUCUGAAAUGUGAAAUUUACUUUGAAUUAUCACUGUAGUGAAUAACCCUGUUUGAAUUCUUUUUACAUUUCUGCCAAUUCACACGUUAGUGAGUAAUUCUUCCAAUUUUCUGUUAAGGACUCAUGUCCAUUGCUUGCUUAUAUUCAGUUAAUGGAUGAUUUAGGAAUCUGUCAUAUUUUAAAUCCACCCAAAGCUGUAACCACUGUUCCAUACACCCACAGGUCAUCUUAAAUGGCAUAUUGAAACAAUACUAUGUAGAUUUUUGCAGAGGAUUCUAGCGGUCUACUGAACGUUAAUAUUAAAACCAUUUACAAGUGAUACAUUUUUCCAUGACAGAGGUUUGAGUCUUCGGGCACAAAGCCCGGGUGCUUUAGAACAUGUACACAAACCUUUUUUGAAAACUGCCCCAGAUGUUACUGAGGUCUCAGUGCUGAAUUCCUGUGAAUGAUGUGUUAAUUGUAGCACCAACCGGAGGAAUUCCUUUUAAAGGAGAGUCUGUAAUCUUGACUGCACUAAGCUUGCUUAAUGAUACAUGUUAUAAUAUAGCGGUUUUCAAAAGAAUUAACAGUUAAGUACACUAGGGUUAGAAUAAAAACAUAUCCAUGAAAUCACAGAUUGUCUGUCUGUACUUUUAAUUGUUGUAAAAUGACAUAUGUCUUGGGUGGAUUUAAAAAUCCGUGCUCGCGCGUACAGGAGAGACACAGCUCUUGCAAUUACUGAUUUGGGCACCAUUGGUAUUUAUUAGAGCAGGGGUAGGCAACCUUUAGACUACAUUUCCCGUGAUGUUUUGCCACCAUUAUUGCUAGAAGGGCAUCAUGGAAAAAGUAGUCCAAAGGUUCUGGAGUGCUGCAGGUUGCCUAACACCCAGUGGUGUAUCCUGGUUUUGUGCUGCCCUAGGCAGGACAAAACUCAGGUACCCCCUCCCCCCGCACCACCCCCACCCAACCCUUCCCCCCCACCCCACCUUCUAAAUACACACACACACACACAAACAGUCAGACACACACACACAGACAUACACAGUCAGACACACACACAAAGUCAGACACACACACACAGUCAGACACAAACACACACACACACACUGUCAGACACACACACACAGUCAGACACACACACAGUCAGACACACACACACAGUCAGACACAAACACACACACAUACAGUCAGACACACACACAGUCAGACACACACACACACACAGUCAGACACACACACAGUCAGACACACACACACACACACACACACACAGUCAGACACACAAACACAGUCACACACACACACACACACACACAGCCAGACACACACACACAGUCAGACCCAGGUGUUAAAAUGAAAACCUUUUUUUAUUAUUAAAAAAAAAAAAAGAGAGAGAGAGACAUUCUAAAAGUUUGCAAAACUCCAAGGAGUUGCAGUUCUCCAACAUAUGCGGAUCUACCUAUUGGUCAGUCUCUGAGCUAAAUUAUAAGACCAUUUUCUACGACAUGUUUGCAGCUAUAUAGUUCCUAUUCAGGAGCACCUUGGAAUUUUUGAUUUGUCAACAUUAACUUGACACUUUUGAUCCUAAACAAAUUUAAAAGAAGAGAUCCUUCUUUUUUUUUUUUUUUUUAAAUUCUUUAUUUUUACUCAAUAGAAUCAGCAAGUGUACAUCAACUUUCAGGCUUACGCAGAAACCAACAUGUUCAGCAUUUUGGGAACAUUGCGAAGUUUGCCAAGGAAAAAAACAACCAAAAAAAACAUACCAAUAUGUGCUCCGUCAUUUACAGAAUCCACUGGCACCUGCUGUCUAUCGAGGUGUUUUUAAAUUUUUAUUACCCCCUUCUAUGAUAUACAUCAUUGAUCAGGCAAUUCAACAAUUAUGCAGUCACUUUCGGGCUAAUUUAAAGGCCUAUUAAGUUACAAAUUAAUAUAAGGGAACGGUAGUCGUUGUAAUUAUCGCUUGCCUAUAUUGUAACUUAGUUUUGGCUCUCUCCGUUUGUCGGGGAAUCUUAUGGUAGAUAAAGGUACAAGCUAAUCAGCAAAAGUUAAGUAGCCAUCAUAUAUGCUGAUCAACCUCCUAAGUGUGUUACCUUGUUCCUCCAACCGUUUGAUCUAGCCUGAAAAUCAAAUCACAUGAAACGAAGAAAGAAGAGAGAAAAAGGGAGAAAAAGAGGAAGUAAAAAAGGCUUAGAGAAAAAGUGAGAAGUGCAUAGUCAAGGCUGAAAAGGAAAAAAAGGGGACUGGGGGGGAAACGGCGGGCCUACCAUCUCUCCGCUGGCAGCGGCACCCUAUCCUGCGGUAUAUCGUUGUGGACAGCACCCGCUGGGGUAUGCCUUCAAUCUCCACUUGAUCCAAAUAUGCUAUUGUCCCAUGGUUCCCAGAGUUUUUGGAAUGUUAAGACGGUCCCUCUCACCCUUGCUGUCAAAUAAUCCAUAAUUCUACAUUCUUUAAUUCUGGAGAUAACCCCUGCGAAAUCCGGGCCCUCUGAAGUGAGCCAUGCUGUCGCUAUCGCUCGACGCGCGCACAAAGUAAUCUUGUGUAUUAAUUUCUGUUCCCGAGCGGUCCAUCCGUCCACAGAUCUAUUUAAUAAGUAGGUCCAGGGGUCUAACCUCAGAGGCUUAUCAAAUAUCUGCUUCAACAAAUCCUCCACAGACUUCCAGAAUCCGCGUAUCUUUGAGCAUUGCCACCACAUGUGUAAAUAUGUCCCUUGGUCUCCGCAACCCCUCCAGCAAUCGUCCGUGUCUAGUUUGUGCAUCCUAUGUAAUUGAAUUGGGGUGGUAUACCAUCGGAACGUAGUUUUCCACGCCUGCUCCUGUAGGGUGACGCACAUUGAAACCUUAGAAUUUGCCUCCCAAAUCUCUUGCCACUCCAGCCCCUCCAAGGUCUCACCGAGGUCAUUCUCCCAUUGGACAGUCUUCCCCAUUCUCCAUUUUCUUCACUGAGGUGUGCGUACAAUAAUGUGAUCAGCCCCUUGGGGGUUACCCCGUCCGAACAUAUUCUCUCGUAGAAGGUGUGCGUCUCCAUUGCAGCCUUUUUAAUGGUUGGUUUUUAAGCGAAGUCUCGUAUUUGGAUGUACCGAAAAAAAUCCGCUGGAGUCAGGUGAUUACCCAAUUGAAGGUCCGCAAACUGAACGACCUCUCCAUUAUGAAACAGCUGAUGCAACCGUUGCAAUCCAGCACGUUCGAUGUUGCGAAAAUCCCUGGGGGUCAUACCAGGGGGGAAUUCUCUGUUCCUAAGAAGUGGGGUCAUGGGAGAAGGGGAUGAUGCCAGCCUAUAUUUGGUGUUACACAUGUCCCAUAUGCGUAUCGAAUUGAGAAUCGCUGGGCAUGUUAUCCGUAUCUCCGGUCUGUAUUCCCUGGGGACCCACAUUGUAAAUUGGGGGACGUCCACCCCCACCAUCAUAGAUUCUAUAUCCACCCACCGCCUCUCCUCAGGAGCGGAGUGCCACAUGGCUAUCUGCGUUAGUUGUGCCGCAAGGUAAUAAAAGAAGAGGUUCGGGAGGCCCAGGCCCCCUCUAUCUUUGCGUCUAUACAGUACCUGUUUGGAAAUUCUAUGUCUCUUGUUCUGCCAUAUAAAAUUCCCUAUUGACCUUUGCAAGGGAAGCAAUUGUGUCUUCGUGACUCGGAUGGGUAGCGCCUGAAAAAGGAACAGUAAGCGCGGGAGGAUGUUCAUUUUUACGGUAUGUAUCCUACCGAUCCAGGAAAUGGGUUUAUCCGCCCAUUUGUCUAGGUCCUCCGUCAGCACUCUAAGCAUAGGGGCAUAGUUAGUUGCAUAUAAACGUUCUGGGUCAGCCGUUAUGUUGAUCCCUAGGUACCUUAGGGAGUCUGUUUCCAUACGGAUUUGGUAUACCUCCCGCAACCUAGCUGUUUCAUCUUGUGACAGGCAUAUCGGGAGCGCACUGGACUUUUGGAUGUUUGCUUUAUAACCGGAUAGUCCACCGUAUUCUAGAAUGACUCCCUUAAGUGCGGUCAUUGAUUCUAGCGGGGUCGUGAUGGUUAAGAGAACGUCGUCCGCAUAGGCUGAUACCUUGAAGUCUUUAUCCCCCACUCUUACACCCUUAAUGUUUGGAUGUUGACGUAUCGCGUGAAGUAGAGGCUCCAAUGCCAAGACGAAAAGGAGGGGCGAGAGCGGGCAACCCUGUCUCGUGCCAUUGUAUAGCCGAAAUGGGUGUAAUGGGGCACCCGAUAUCUGUACUUGUGCCCGCACGUUAUCAUACAUUGCUUUCGUUGUAGUUAAGUAUUCCUCUGGGAAGCCCAUGCACUUCAGAACUGGGAAAAGAAAUUGCCAUCGAACUCUGUCGAACGCCUUUUCCGCGUCUAAGGAUACCACUAACGUGGGGGAGAAGAGAUCCUUCUAAUGGCCAUUGUAUGUACCUAGACAAGAAGUCCCUGAGAAUUGCCAUUGUUUGUACUGAGACGAGAAUCCCCUUUGUGUUACUGCUAUUAGACGUAUUAAUGAUCAGCUAUUGAUUGGAAUUUGACUUCUCAUUAAACCCAAGGCCACUUUGCACCCAAUCCAUCGACAGGACAACCAAAUGUUCAUUUUUGGACUCAACUUCCAGCACACCUCGUGUGACACAGAGAACUAGUCUCAAUUCAGUGGAGAAGAGUUAGCUUGCCUGAAUCAUGUUACCUGUACAAAUAUUAUGGCUGGAUGAUGAGGUACCUCAACAUUCGCAUUAUUACAUCUACUACAGAUGGGUGCCUUGGUGGUCCCAAUUUGAAAACAUUUAGAAAAAAAAUGGAGUAAUUGAUAAAACCCUUAUUGCACCUUAACAGGCUGCAGACUCUUAGAAUUCCAGAACUCUAGAACUUUUACAGAACUCUGCCAUUGAUGUUUUCCUCCAAACUAUCUGAGCAUACUAUAAAUAAGGUGCUAGUGUGUUACAGUUCAUACUCCGCGUGAUGUGCAUGCCAAUUUUACAAAUUUGUCUGGCAGAUAAUUUUUGGAAAUGCAAUCCAAUAAGUUGAGAGGUGAGAACUAAUUUGUAUUAUUCUUUUGGAGUAUUCAAUGUACUAAAACCAAAAGUGAUCAGUAAACUGCUGUGAAAUGUCAGCCAUAUUGGAAAAAAACAGUCCAGCAAUUUAUAUUAUUUCAUUCAGGUGUAGAUUUACCACAGGUCACUGUUGAAUGGGAAAAACAAACAAACAGCUUAACAGUGUAGGAAAUCAAAUCUCAAUAUAUCUCUUUUAGACUAUUAACUAAGGUGAGAAAAUUCAAAGUGAAUUUCAAAUUUAAGGCCAAAGUAGGUGACCUGGACGCAGACCUGAGUUGUAGAAAUUUUGUGGUUUGGCUAUUUUGAUCUUAAAGGUGAAAUUCACUUUAAUUUCUCAAUGUAAUGAAUAACCAUGUAUGGUGCUUAGUUUUCUUACUACACAGUACCACAUACUCCCAGGGGUUCAUUCACUUAAAUAAAGGAUAAUUUGAGGUGUUCUUCUAAGAUAAUUACUAGUUAUGUCGUUUAUACUGGACUUGAUAUGUUUUUUUAUUAAUACCAUCAUUAUACAACACCAACAUAUUCCCCUUUACAAUGAUACAAAGGGGACAGAGUUGAAGAAAACUCAUAUGAGUUUACAAUCUAUAAGGAUUUGAGGUCGGCUGAUAUAUGUCGUUAGGUGUCUUACCCUUGACUUGUUGGUGACAUUACCAUUGCUCUAACCAGCAAAUAUAUUGAUAAAAGAAAAUACAAGAUAUCUUUUCACAGAGAGGGUACACAGAGGCAGAAUAAUGGUGCUUUAGUGUAUUCAAAACUGCCCUUAGUAAAAUCGGUGGGAAAAAAUGAAGGACAUUGCUUGGAGUGGAUUUGAAUGCCGUCACCUAAAGUUUAAUCUCAGCCCUGUGCCGUCUUUAUGAAUUCUUGGCUGAGUUUAAUCUUAAAGUUAUGCCAAGUUGUAUCCAAGGGUUUCUAGUGAAUCUCUGAAGUGAUAAUUUUUGGAAUGAUCCCAUAAACAUCUGAUCUUUGUCCAUUUUGGCCCAACUUAGUAUUUUAUCAAUCAAACUCAUAGCAAUGACAUUCCGAGAUAUGACUGCAGGACCGGGAGAGAGGUGAUCUGGCUAAACCCUAAAAAUGUCAUUAUCAAGUGAGGCAAAGUCAGGAGUGGAAGUCGAUAUGUUGAACUGAAUUGUCAAACAUUAAAGGUUAAAAGGUACACUAUAGUCACUAUAGUCACCAGAACCACUACUGUUUAAUGUUCUGGUGUCUACAGCCUGUCCCUGAAGGCUUUUUUUUUAAUGUAAAUGCUGUUUUUUCAGAGGGACACCUCUAGUGACCUCUAGUAUCAUCUCCAGUGACAGUCACUCAGACGGUCAGUAGAGGUCCAGUGUGAAGCACCUGUGUGCUAUGAUGCUGAACGCUCCCCAUAGUAAUGCAUUGAUUCAAUGCAUCUCUAUUAGGAGAUGCUGAUUGGCACGGCGCACUGUGUUGCCUAUGGGAAAGCAUUGGAUUUGCAUGAGAUGCCAUAGGCAUUAGGUUGGCUGAGAUCAUCAAGACAGAUGAUCUCAGCCAUGGAAGCGGGGUCAGCUGCCACGAGACCGAUGUGGCAAGGGAGAAAGGAUAAGUUUAAUCACAUUGUUUCUACACAAAGAGGGGCCCGGGGACCCUAAAAGAUAGUCCAAUAUUAUAAUGUUAUGAAUACGUUUGUAAAAAUGUAAUAAAGAGAUUCAUCUCAAGAAAUCCUUUAAGUGGCAAAUGUGAAUAAUUAAUUAAUUAAAUUCUAGUGGGAUUCCAAGACCCCUCCUCACAAUCUAGAGGGAGACAGGGUACCAAUUUCCUCUCUGUACCCCCAUAACCAGUGCCUUUUUAUUAUUUAUUUAUUGUUUUAUUAACCACUGACCCUCAUUCAUGGAAUGAAGACGGGGGAGCUGUUGGCUAUUUAGGGGUUAUCCUCGCUGUUCUUUAUUUACCAAUCAUGAGUUCACUCUAGCAGCUCCUAUAGACAGAUGGUCUAUUUAUUUAAAUGGCUAUUUAUUCCCAAUACCGGUGAUGCAAUCAGACUGAAUCAUUCACAGUUUGGUGUUUUUUUUCUUUAAUUUGGUUUUAGUAUCUACAAUGAAUCGAACAAACUGGAAUGUCCUGAGUCAUGACCGCCACAUCAAAUUCAUAGCUGAAAGGACAGCCCAAUAUUGUUCGUGGAAUUUAAGAAGAAAAGCUAAAAACGAUGACACGUAGCUUCAGUCAUGCAAAACCAUUCACAACAAUAUGAUAAAUAUUACUAAACAAAGCCAUAAAAAGGGUGUGAAAUGGUGACAUAGAGUGUGUGACACAGCAUUUUGUUCUUAUUGAUAAUCUAUAUCAGCCAUGAGUAAUCUUGAUAGGCAAGAUGUUUUUGCACGAUCUUCUCCAGCACAGGCCAAAGAUAGAUAACCAGCUCUUGUAAAACUACAAUACCCCUGAUGCUUUGCAAGCCGUAAGGGGCUCUGCCUUUUAGCCCAUCUGUGUAUAUAUGUACGUGAGUGUGUGCAGGGGUCAAGUGUGGGAACUCACCCAAGAUCCACCCUCCACCCCCCCAAAGGGAGGUAUGGAUGGGGGGAAUCAUGGAUGGAAAUGGGGGAGAGAUAUAGAAGGGAGGGAGACAUGGAUAGGGGAGAGAUAUAGAAGGGAGAGAGACAUGGAUGGAUAGGGAAGAGAUAUAGAAGGGAGGAAGACAUGAAUGGGCGAGAGAUGUAGAAGGGAUGGAGACUACUAGUGAUUCCAUGAUAAAGAUUUCACCCCCCUUCUUCUCAGUGAGUCAGUAGUGGGGGGGUGGACAUGAAAUUGGGGAACAGACAUGAAACGGGGUGGGGGAAGACAUGAAAUAUGGGGAGGAUAUGAAAUAUGGGGGAAUGGACAUGAAAUGGCGGGUGUACAUGAAAUAUAGGGGGGGGAAUGGACGCUGAAACACACUACGCCGAUGUGGCCAGUGUGAAAAAAGGGUCCGGGAGACUGCGCAUGCCUAUGCUAGUAAGACUGGGAUAGGGGUUUAGAGAGACAGAGUUAGGGGGCUAGUAAGACAGGCUUAGGGGGUUAGUAAGACAGGGUUAGGGGGGCUAGUGAGACAGGGUUAGGGGGUUAGAGGGUUAGUGUGACAGAGUGAGGGGAAAACACAGUCUUAAAAUACAUUUAAUAUAUUUUGCUUUGCCCCCAUCCUGCUUACCUUCUGUGCAGACAGGGGAAGCAAUAAUUAAUUUCAUGGUGGUCCAGUGGAUGAUGUCAGAGCACAGGCUGGGAACCCAGCGCCUGUGCUCUGACACUCACAGUGCACCGGAACAACAUGGGACUGCAGCAGCCCCAGCAGCACACUGGACCACCAGGAAGUUCACUAGCAGCACACUGGACCACCAGGGAGUUUGUUACAGCUGGCUCAAGGCAGGGGGCUCGAUCAAAGCCUGUAGGACUACUAACGGGAACAGCGUUCCUGCUGUGGAAAAAGUGCAGGAACACCGUUCCCACACGUUCCUGCAGGACUCAAGCCCUGUGUGUGUGCAGAUACGUAACUAGAAACAACUGGGACCGGUGUGAAAAUUUCCCUGGGGCCCUCCAUGUGUUUCAUCCACAGCCGCUAGAAGUGUCCUUAGGGCCAAAUGUAAACACAGAAAAGGAGAGACUGCAAGGACAGUCUAUUUGCAUUAAAACCACUAGAUUGUGUACUUAUUGUCAGUUUAUUUACAGAAUGCAUAUUGUAGGUACAUAGUGGAUACAGUUGCUCAUAAUAUUGGAAGGAUUUAAGCCACGUGUUUCUUUGUUUGUUUAUUAGACUGGGCAACUUUUUUACAAGCGUUCUACGUCUCGGACUGUCCUAAAUGAGAAUAAAAGUCUAUGUAUUCAGGGCGCAAUGCACUGUGACAUGGUCAGAGGGCGCACAGGCUGAAAUGUUAGAUUGGGAGGCAACAAUAUGCUGUGCAUAGGGUCUAUCUGUGUGUCUGGAAAUUAGAUACAUGUGGGCAAAGAAGGACACUUUCAUUUUAGGGGUCUGGCUGUGGACGGGAGUGGGCUGUUCUGAGAAAGUUUAGGUGUUUUAUUAAUAAUUUAUUUAACAAAAAUGAAAUUUAGAAGACCGAUAUAUCUUAUUUACACAGACUGAUUUCUCAACACAUUUAUUGUAGUUUAAAGAUACAUUACUGGGAGUAUUAUUGCUGUGGAGCUCUGUGAUACACUCAGACACACCAAUAAUAUGGAGUUCCUAGAAAAGAGGGACAGAGUGAUUUUGGCCCAGAAUAGUGAUUUGUCCCUCCUAAAAAGAGACACUUGGGACAUAUGGGAAAGGCAGAUAGGGUCUGAAGCAGAGAGUGGCUUGGGGUGUCCAAGAGAGAAAGGCUGGGGGUGUUCAGGAGAGUUAGGCUGGGUAUGACAGAGAGGAGGCUAGGAGCGUUCAGGAGAGGAAGGUUGGGUAUGAAGGAGAGGGAGACUGGGAGUAUUCAGGAGAGGGAUGCUGGAUAUGAAGGAGAUGGAGGCUGAGUAUCAAACAGAAGGAGGCUAGGUAUGAAGGAGAGAGAGGCUGGCAGUGUUCAGAAAGGGAGGCUGAGUACAAAGGAGAUAGAGGCUGGGUAUGAAAUAGAUUGAGGCUGAGAGUGGUCAGGAGAGGGAGGGUGGGUAUGACAGAGAGGAGGCUAGGAGCGUUCAGGAGAGAAAGGUUGGGUAUGAAGGAGAGGGAGGCUGAUUGUAUUCAGGAGAGGACUUCUGGAUAUGAAGGAGAUGGAGGCUGAGUAUCAAACAGAAGGAGGCUAGGUAUGAAGGAGAUAGAGGCUGGGUAUGAAAUAGAUUGAGGCUGGGAGUGGUCAGGAGAGGGAGGCUGUGUAUGAAUGAGAGGGAGGCUGGGUCUGUUCAGGAGAGGAAGGCUGGGUAUCAAGUAGAGGGAGGCUGGGAGUGUUUAGGAGAGGAAGGCUGGGUAUGACAGAGAGGGAGGCUGGGGGAUAUUCAGACUACAGGUUGGCAUUGUCCCAGAAAGGAUUCACUUGGGAUAUUGAAUGCUUGUUUAAAUUACAGAAGCAUUCUGGACCUACUCAGGAAUUCACUAACCAACCUCGACGGUUUCACCCAAUUAAAUAGAGGUGCAUCAAAUGACGGAGAUGCUGGGAGAGAUUCCCAAUUCAGACUAUGUCUGGAUGCCUGUUUACUACUUGGUAUAAAUACAUAUUAGAUGCUCAGUGUGAGGGUACAUUCUGCCAAAGCAGUUUUCCAUGGGAUCCAAAAGGAAAAAAACUAACAAAAAUGCAUAAUAAAUAGAAUAUAUGAUAAUUUAGGGAACGUACUUUUGAAAAUUGAUUUCAGGAACAUUUUACUAUAAGGCAGGCAUAGUAUUACACAAUCACACAUACACAUGGGUUUCCUGAAUAGAUAUAGCUCACAGGGUUACUCAAUAAAGUGUAAUAAUUACAGACACAAAGUGAAUUUCACAUUGGAGGCUAUUUAUCAAUGUUGGUCUAAAAUUCUAAAUUCACUUUGAAUUUCAAAUAAACCCAUUAAUCAACGGGACAUAUUUGUGAAAUCAAGCAAUGAAUGGGAAUCUUGCGGCAUAUCAUUCCCUCACACUGCAGGGCAGCACUUUUCAUGUACUGACCAUCAAUGUGAAGAAGUGGUGUUUGUUAAGUACAACAUGGUGUGUACAGAAACCAUAAUGUCGCAGCCACAUGUAUCUGGCCAGGGGAGAUAAUGCAAUGUAAAAUUAUCAGACCAUGAUUAAUACGAAUUAGACACAUUCUGCAAAGCAUUAUCUAAAUCUCGAAUGACAGGUAGAAGAGAUGCGGCUUCAAUGGACAGUCUAGACCAGGGGUAGGCAACCUUUGUCACUCCAGAUGUGAACUACAUCUCCCAUGAUGCUUUGCCACCAUUAUGGCUGUAAGAGCAUUAUGAGAGAUGUAGUCCACAACAGUUUGAGUGACAAAGGUUGUCUACCCCUGGUCUAGAGUGAAAACACUAGUUUAACCCCUUAACGCCGUUACAGCGUUCUAUGCCGUCCCGCAUUAAGUGGGCUUUAAAGCGGUUGCGGCGGCAUAGAACGCCAUAACGGCUUUGAGCCCUGGAGCGCCCGGGAUACUUACCUACCCGGCACUCAGCUUCGGGAGGACUGCAUCACAGCCCAGGCAGCCCUCCCCCGGCAAAAGAAGCCGCCGGGGGCCAUGUGAUCGCUCUCAAAGAGCGAUCACAUGGUCCCCUAUAGCUGGCUGUGGAUCUGCCAGCAGGGGGACUGUUUGAAAUUUCAGUCAGUCCCCCUGCUGGUGGGAAAGUAAAAAAAUAAAUAAUUAAACAUGUUUUAAAAUAAAUUAAAUAUAUUUAUAAAUAUAUAAUAUAUGUAUAUAUAUUAUAUAAAUAAUAUAUAUACAUAUUAUAUAUAUGUAACGUCAUACAUAGUGUAUUUUAAUAUUAAUAUAAGCACAUAUAUUAGUAUUAAAAUACACUUAGAAUGACGUUACAUAUAUAUAAUAUGUAUAUAUAUAUAUUAUAUAUAUAAUAGAUAUAUACACAUACAUUAUAUAUAUAUAUAUAUAUAUAUAUAUAUAUAUACGUAUAAUUACAAUAAUAAAUAAAUAAAAUAAUAAAAUUAAUAAAUAAAAUAUUGAAACAAAAUUUAAUAUAAAUUAUAUAUUGAUAUGUAAUUUCAUUCUAACUGUAUUUUGUUAUUAAUAUAUAUAUAUUGGUAACAAAAUACACUUAGAAUGACAUUCUAUAUAUAUCUAUCUAUAUAUAAAAUACAAAUAACCGCAAAUAUAUAUAUAUAGAUAAAUACAUAUAAUUACAUAAAAGAUUACAUUAGUAUACACGUUGAAUUUAAAUACCUAUAAAUGCAUAUAUAUUAAAAUUCUACGUGUAUAUUUAAGUAAUCUUUUAACAUAAUUAUGUGAUUUGAUUAAAUAAAAUUUGAUUGACAUGCCUGACAACACAGGGAAAAAGUGCAAAGAAUUUAAUUUGCAAGCACUAUAUUUGACCCUGUAACUCUCCAAGACACGAAAAAACCUGUACAUAGGGGGUACUGUUUUACUCAGGAGACUUCGCUGAACUCAAAUAUUAGUGUUUCAAACUGGUAAAUUGUAUUACAACGAUGAUAUUGUAAGUAAAAGUGACGUUUUUUGCAUUUUUUACAAACGAACUGCACUUUUAUGGACUAUAUUAUUGUUGUAAUAUGUUUUACUGUUUUAAAACACUAAUAUUUGUGUUUAGUGAAGUCUCCCGAGAAUAACAGUACCCCCCAUGUACAGGUUUUAUGGUGUUUUGGAAAGUUAGAGAGUCACAUAUAAGGCUUGCAUUUCAUUUUUUUGACAUUUAAAUUUGCCAGAUUGGUUAUGUUGCCUUUGAGAGCGUAUGGUAGCCCAGGAAUGAGAACUACCCCCAUGAUGGCAUACCAUUUGCUAAAGUAGACAACCCAGGGUAUUGCAAGUGGGGUACGUCCAGUCUUUCUUAGUAGCCACUUAGUCACAUACACUGGCCAAAUAUUAGUUUUUUUGCUUUUUUCACACAAAAACAAAUAUGAACGCUAACUUUGGCCAGUGUUUGUGACUAAGUGGCUACUAAAAAAGACUAAACAUACCCCACUUUCAAUACCUUGGGUUGUCUACUUUUUCAAAUGGUAUGCCAUUACGGAGGUAAUUCUCAUUCCUGGGCUUCCACACCGUCUCAAAGGUAACAUUACUAAUCUGGCAAAUUUUAAUUUGAAAAUGGAACGUUCUAUAUUUGACCCUGUAACUUUCCAAAACACCAUAAAACCUGUUAAUGGGGGGUACUAUUGUACUUGUGAGACAUUGCUGAUUACAAAUAUGUGCAUUUUUUUUCAGUAAAACCUAGCAGUAUUAUGACAUUCACAGCAAAAAUGUCAGACAGAAAUACAAAUUUAAAAAAACAUUUUUUUAAAAUUUUAUUCUUAAUAAAUUAUGUUCCAUAUAUUAAUAGUUAAUGAUAAAUUAAAGCCCUGUUUCUGUUGAACAAAAUGAUAUAUAAUAAGUGUGGGUGCACUUAAUGUGACAGCGGUGAAUUACGGUUGAACAGAUAUAUAGCACAAAUUCCAGUUUUUGUUUACGCUUUGUUUUGAUCAGAACGUGCACUAUUGACUCCGUCCUGAAGGGGUUAAAACCAGCGACAACCACUUAUUAUGCAGCGCUUUGGAAUAUGUUGGAGCUAUAUAAAUAAACUAUUUUAUACUGUUUGAUUAGAGAAGAUGUCAUAACCAGUGGAAUACGGGACAGCUGGGAGGUCUUGCCAAGGUUCUUGAAAAUACAUACUGCAGGGCUAUUUUAAUAGGUGGAUUAUGUUAAUUGUAGUGUCUGCGUUUGAUUACCCCAGUUUUUAAAAUGUGUUGAAAUUCCCAGUCACUAGGCUGACCCAGCUGCAAUCCUCUGUACUAUAAUUAACGCAAUCAUCAGCUUGCAAGCUUUAGAGUUUUAUAGUAUUAUAAUCACCAUGUUUCUAGCAACUUAUUCUUUAGUGUUAUAGAAAGUAAAAUAAAAAAAUAAAAAAUUAUAACAAAACAUGUUAUGGUGAGCAGAGCCAGAGGCAAGAGUUGGACUAUGCUCAGACCAGCUUAUAAAACCAGCUUGUAGAUUGCGUUAUGAUUCUCUAUAUUACAUCAAUGAUUGAGGACUACAAUUCCCAUCAUCAUCAUCACACAUUCUGUGUUUACUUCUGGCUGGCAAAGAUUUCUGAGAGAUCUUAGAGAUCCAGAGGUUGACAAUAAGGCACACUAUUGGAUGCAGUGCUUGUAGAGUGGCUCUGAAGGAAUGCCUGGUUAUAUGAUGUGACUCCCUGCCCUGGGCAGUGCCCCAAUCAGAGAGCAGAUGGCAGCAUUCAUUGCAGAAGAGGGUAGCCAUCCUGGGCACACAUCAGCCUGAUCUAGUUCUGCAAAGGUCAGAGAAUGUAAACUUCCUCAGAUAGCUGUGAGUGAGCAGAUGAGAGGCAGGGAGUAGAUACAUACACACAGGGGGUGGAGAGCUGAUUCAGAUGGGAGGAGAUCACUAGCUAAGGAGCUGGGAUCUGCAGCAGGCUGAUACAAAGUGCAGACCCCUCAGCACUCAGGGCAAAGGGGGUCUCUGGGCUGCAGGCUGUGCCAUCACCUACCUACCCUUCAAGACAAGGUGAGUGUUCUAUAGAUACAAUGAAACAAACAGUAUCACUGUCUGAGGACAUGAUACAAACCCCACACACCCCAAAAGAUCUGAUGUAUUGCUGGCUCCUAAUGUUUUAAUGUCAGACUGUAUGUAGUAGAUUGCACAACCCUCCGGCACACAGAGGGUUAAAUAUCAGAGGGAUAUGCAUACACCUUUCUCAGUUACCCUUCCUCUCCCCCCAAUGCUCAGCAUUCAGGGGUUAUGGUAAAGGCAGCUCUGGCAUUAUAUAUAAACUUGCUGUUAAACUCUUAGUUAUUUUAUGAUUGCAAUUGGAUACAGCAAUUGGAUUUAUUGCUAUUUCUAUUUGGUUCCAACUUUUAAAGUGUCUGGGGGAGCCCUGGGGUGCCUGGGUGAGUUUGGGGUGCAUGGAUAAACUUGGGGUGUCUGAUGAGGUUGCACUGUAUAUGGGUUUACAAUGAACUGCUUGAAGGUCUUGUGAUCUGAUUAGAGAUACACAGUUUCACAUGCUUUCUGUUAUCGUAUGGUUUCUAUAGCACUGCCUGAACUUUGAUGGAAGUGCACAUGGUAACUUUGAUAGACAUAUUCUGGACCUCAGGCUCGCAAAGCAUCAUGGGAAACAACAGCUGGGGGUCUGCCACUGGACCACCCCUGCACUCCAUCAGGGUGAUCUCCCUGGUAAAAGGGGAAUUUGGUGCAAGUCUCGUGUUGACAUUCCUCUGUCAGACCUGUGCUGACUAUUUUUAGGAUUUGAUACAGUGUGAUUUAUAAUGUUUGCUUAUAGCUUUAUAUUUAUAUUAUUAACAAAUCUAGUGGUGUGUAUACAUUUAGCCUUCAUUACAUUGGGGUAAUUAAAACAUCAAUGUCACAUAAUAGCUACUAUUUAAAAGUAGAAUCUGUACAUGUAUAGACUUAAUGACUGAUGCUUGUCCUGUUUUCUCUAUUUCUAUUAAAAGUCAUUAUUUUAUAUAGUAUACAAUUGUUUUUCGCAUUGAGACCUGAAAUGACUUUAACACAUUUGGGCCACAUGUGAGUGUUCGGUGCUUAUGGUAGUCUGAUAUUCUCGCCUCGUUCGUUCUUAUCUGCGAAAUAAAUUUGAAGAUUUUUGGGGGGAGUGUAUUUAUUAAAGUCCGAAUUAUAGAGAAAUAAAAUCUGGUAAAAAAUAGUCAGUUUGUGAUUAGAGCUGAGUUGUGGCUUUUUUUUUUCCAGAUUAGCAACUUUUUUCUAAAUUGUGCCUUUUAUAUUUUAAAUUGCUACAAUUCAGCUUUUAGUAAAUAAACCCAUUCGGCUAACAUUCGGCUUUCAAUGUGCUAUAAUUAAGAGUUUAUUCACUAACCAGAAUUCAGGCUCAAACUACAAUGCUAUGACGUUCGAAUCCUGGUCAGUCCGCCUCACCAGUAAGUGUCCCUGUCAAAACACCUACCUGUGUAAAUCCGCCUUCCUCAAAUCCUCAUAGAUUGAUGGCUCAUUUAAACUGGGCCUUCGUCACCUCUUGUUCUGUAUGUCAGUUACUUGCUGUCUAAUAUCACCAUUCCAUAAUUGUACAGCACUACAAAUUAUGUUGGCGCCAUAUAGAUUCUAAUCAUAAUCAUUUUUGUUUCAAUUCUGCCAUUUCAAUUUUACUUUGCUACAAUUCAAUUCAGUGAAUAAACUUCUAAAAUGAUUUGUAGAUUUACAGCUAAUGAAAUAAAAUUAAAUACAAUAAAAUAAAUCUAUGUCCUUGGGAUUUAAAACAAGGAUUAAACACACUUAAUACCUGUUAAGUCUUUGUUUUAAGUAGUGUGUAUUAAAUGCCUUGUGUAUUAUUAAUGGAAUGUUAAAUCCUUUAAAAUUGAAAUGUACAAUGGUAUUUGCAUUGCAUGAAAAUCUUAAGCGCCCCCCCCCAGCAUAUUUAAUCUGUCCAGCUGUUUUGUUUGUCAUGCCUAAAACUUUUCGGUACUAUAGUGAUGUCAUCUUGACCUUAUAUGACAUCAUGACAUCCCGGUAACUGUGACUCGACUACAUCUUUUUGCUGAGCAGGACACUGUAACUCAAACCUAAAUAUUUCUCGCUACAUGUGUUAUGUAGACAGAUGUUUGUGUCAUUUUUUCCGUGGAGAAACAAGACACCAGUAUUGAAGGGUUUCCCCCACUGGAAAGAUGUGUGGUUUUAUACUUACGAGUGAAGCCAAUUUUCCCCAAAACUAUUUAAUAACUUUUGAUUUAAAUAAGAACCAGUCGGUGCUCAUUUAUCAUUCUCUUAGAAAUUGACAAACUAGUUUGCAGAAAAUGCAUACUAUGGAGUUUUCACAUAUGACCUACUUUUAUUGAUGUGCAACCUCUUUGAAAAAAUAAUAUUUUCAAACUGGUUUCAAAUCUGUUAUCACCAUGUUUUUCAAUUAAUUUUUGUGUGUGUGUGUGUGUGUUCUAGUGUGCUCCAAAGAUUGGGAGAUGUCAAGUAAAUACACAGAUUUAUUAACUAAAGUCCAAAUUGUAGAGGAUUAUAUUUUUGAUGACAAAAUACAGGGUAAAAUAGUUGAUGUGGCAAAAAAAAAAAUCGAGUUGAUUACUUUGGCCUUGAAUGUCCAGUUGUGGUUUUUUUGAUUUACAACAAAUAGCAGAGUUAUUUACUAAAGUUAGAAUUCAAAAGUAGAUUUCAAAUUUAAGGCCAGAGUAUCCGAUCUGGAAACAUAGCUGAGUUAGAGAAUUUUUCCAGUGCGGCUUUUUUCAACCUUAAAUUUGAAAUUCAUUUUAAUUCUCACGUUGGUAAAUAACCUUGUUAGUGUACAUGCUGUUGGCUGGUCCUGGAAAGUGGCAUCUUGCAGUAUGUAACAUCAUUAUGCUGCAGAAUUUCAGUCAAUUCAUUCAGCAAGGCGUAACAGGCUGCAUUGAUUAAUCAAUUUUUUUCUGUACCGUAUAAAUUCUACAUGUUACACGGUAGCACUUUUCAUGCAUUGUCCUAAGGAAAAGUAAUGUAAAUAAAUGGGGGAUCCGGCAACUCUAAGAUUACCUGUGUUUUUGUUGUCUGUUAUGUCUGCUUGAUAGCACUGCUGAAUAUAUUGCAAAUAUUUAAACACAUGACAAUGUUACAGAUUUAAGUAACAAGCCCAAACAUUUUGUCAGAUAUAUAUCACUUUCUUUUUGCAUACCAUUGUCCUUUUGGCAGGUUUUUGGGUGGGAGGAUGGGUGAUCCUUAGGUCAUCUAAAAUUGACCCUAACGCUUCCUAUUUAGCACACAUUCUGCUUCCCCCACCCCCAUAGGAUGCUUUUUUUUUGCGAUCACGCAGUUCUAUCUGUUAAUAUCUGCAUAAAGUUCAUAGCUGUUUGUUUACUCCUAUUACACAAGGUAGCCAGUGUCACCCAUUAACCCCUCGGCUACCGGACUCCGAACAACCACAUUUGAAUGUUUUUAACAACAUAUCAAUAUAUUGCAAAAAGGAAUAACAUACAAAACAAAAACACAAAAAUCAACACAAACAGUAAAAUAACUUGUUUUUUUUCUGUUUGUACUGGCAAAUAAAAUAUGUGUCCCUUUUGCUUUAUCCAUCUUGAAGGCUCCAGGGUAAUUCGCUAAACCAGUAAUUGUGGAAAAUUUAACUGGGAAAGUCUCCAUCCAUUGAGCUUUUUUGGCCUAAGACUAGCCAUUCCGUUGCAAAUUCUCCUCUGUUCCCCUGAAGUCACUGACAGGGUUAAUAAUAUGUACACCAACUUACUAAGAUGUAUCAAACAAAGGUGAAAGUUUCUAAAAAAAAAAAUCAUCCUAUUCAAAUAAUUAUAGGGCUGUGAAUGUAGAAUAAUGAAAUACAUUUUCUUUUGUGUGUGAUUACCUGAUGUAAUUAGUGCCACUUUGAACUUGUUUAUUAGUCUCGGUGAAGAGACUUUGCAUAAUAUACGAAAUUCAUUGUGCACGCACGUUUAAUCCCCAGAACAAGACUUCAUCCGUGUGCAAAGUUUUUCUAUUUUGUUUUUAAUGUAACAUGCGCAGUAUUUAUUUAUUUAUUACUGGUAUUUAUAAAGCACCAACAUAUUCCACAGCGCUGUACACAAUAUACACAGACAAAUGCAAAAGGUAGAGAUGGCCCUGUCUGUAAGCUGAGAUCUAGCCUUUGAAGCUCUUUAAUACGAAGUUCUUAGCUAGAUAGCCCAUGAGCUUACCAUCUAAAGGAUGCUCUGCCUUCACUAUUUCAGCCUCCAUAAUGUGGGCGCUUGCUAAUAUUCUUAUGAGAAUGCUCCAUACCUUGGUCAAUAACAAGCAGUGGUUUGAAUUUAAAGGGACAUUCUAAACACCGUAAUCACAACGGGUUAUUGUAGAGUUUAUCGGUGCAAUCCCACAGUUUUUUUUAGUUUUUUUUUGUAAUUCUUUAUUUUUGCAGUGCAAAGGUUAUCAUACAGAGUAAUAUAGACAGUACCAGGAGUAAAUAAGAAUAGAAAUGCUUAUACAACUACGUCCUAUAGGCAACACACUUUUUUUAUGUUAUACAAGAUGUGGUAUAAGCAAGAUAAACAAUAUGUCCGACUGCAUAAUGAGUAGGGGACAACAAUCUUCGAUAAACCAAAAAAUGCCAAAGACAUUGUUAGAGAAGCAUAGGAGAUGAAUCAAACUGGGUAGCAUGGUUGCACUUGUGCCCACCCAGGAGGCCACUCUUAGGUUUGGUGAUAGGCUAGUGACUAACAGAACACCAGGAGUCAAGUCAAAUGAGCAUUAAAAGCAUAACAAAUAAAAUAAAGGAUGAAAGAAAAAUAACAAAAGGCCCUCUGCAGCUUAAGGCCAACUCAAGAUGGUUCAGCUCAGCCUAUACCCUCCCACGGUAUUGUACAGUCAUGUUUGAGUAAAAAACACAUUCUUAUACCCUGACCGAGUUGUGUCUUUGGCGAUGUAGCUUGUGAGUAAAGGAUAAAAAGCCAUAAUGCCCAGGGGUACCUUGCCAGCACAACCCUCCCACCCCCAAGGAAUGACCCAGGUAUGGUCCUCCAGGGCUCAUGCCGAAGUAAUUUCUGGAUUCAGCUCCAGCUGUGAGGGAGAGUGAUGGUGUCUGUUGCUUAGGUCGGGCUCCCACAGAAGUUGCUUCUGUCCGCUUUGCGAUGAGCUCAGGCAGUGUUGGCUGGGAUGAACUAUCUGGCAGCUGGAGGUGCUUGGGAGAACGCAUUCGCUGGUGCAGCCUGGUCCAGAAGUCUGCAAAUAUGUGGUUGAGUGUAUCGAGGGUUGUAGCUCCUUCGUCACUGGAGUCUGAAUGGGACGCUGCAUUCAACAGCUUGGUGUAGCGCAAGCUGCAGGGCCCUUAAGAGAAGUAAUAGGGCAUCCGAAGGUGUGGACUAGGAUCACCCCUACUGGUGAGCAGGAGGGAUCCACUUGAGUCCAGCAGCAGGUGAUCCGGGAGUGCGGUUGCCGCUUCUCCCGUCUGGCAACCGCACUAGGCCUCACCUUGACCUCCAUAGAUUACACAUGUGAUCUUAAUUUUCAAGUUGCCAUAAGCAACCGAAUACGGCAGCAGAGCAUCAGGAUUCAACCUGAGUCAGACAAGUUCCCCAAGAGGCACAUAAACCAGGCAAGCUGGUGGCUAAGCGAGGAGUUUUGGCAAAGCGUGCCCUGCCACCAUGAAGGUCAGGCCUAGUCCCACCCCACAAGUUUUUCAUAUAUCCCCAAAAUUCAGAGAUUGGACUACAAACCGUAUUACAAGCACAUCUCCAGAAAGCCGCCCCUCCUCCUGCCUGUCUCCCAAUUGUGAGAGGUAUACAUUUUUGACCAAGCCAUUUGUGAGUGGUUUAUGACAUUACAUAGUUACAUAGUUACAUAGCUGAAAAGAGACUUGCGUCCAUCAAUUUCAGCCUUCCUCACAAAUGUUGUUGCUUUCUCAGAAUAUUGCUUUCUCAGAAUCUGAUGACGCUAUAUAAAUAAUAAAAUAAUAAUAAUAAUAAUAAUGUAGCAAAUUAUCUCACUGUCACAGUAUCAAUACCAAACAUUACCAAAAACAAACUGCAUGCUUAAACAAUAAAUUAAAAAAUGUCAAAGUGAAACAUUUAUCAUGGAUACCAUUAGAAUCCAUAGUUACAUAUGUUUCUCUACUUUUAAACUUUAGCCCACUAAUCUCUUUCCAGCACUCUUAUAAAUCUCACCCAACGUCUUUCAAUUCUGGUUUACACUUUACUUACAAACUAAAAUCCCACCUAGGCACUGCUGCAUUCCUGGACUCUCCAUAAUUAACCCCCCUUCCCUGACCCCAUGUGACCCCUUCCUCAGCAGUCUCGCUCAAUCCUGCUCAUCUGUUCUCAUUAUUCCCUUCCUUUUUAUAGCCUCCCCCUCACAGCGCACCCAUUGCCCUAAGUGUAUGUAUCCUGACCCAGUUGUCAGAAUACACAUUUAAUCUGAUUCCGCACACUCCUAGUGUUUAAUGUGCUCAUUCGUCCGUAAUCUACAGAAAGUAUGCUGGUGAGUGAGCUAUGAAUAUCAUAUACAGUAAACCGUUGCUGUUGAGAGUUUAUUCCAUGAAUUAUAUACCUCCCAAGUGUCCCUAUUAAGGAGGGACAGUCCCCAUUUAGGGCCCAAAUGCCUCUGUCCAUUUUCUCAGUCUUAAUGUUCCUCUUUUCUAGGAGCUCCAUAUUGUUGGUGUGUCUGAGUGUAUAACAGAGCUCCGCAGCAAUACAACUCCCAUUAAUGUGUCUUUAAACUACAAUAACUGAGUUUAGAAAUCAGUCUGUGUAAAUAAGAUACAUUGUUCCUGUUUUAAAUUACAUUUUAGUUGUAUGAAUUCUUAUCAGUUAAUCACCAAACAUUUCACAGAACAGCCACACCCCUAGAAUUAAAGAGUUCCUCUAUAUCCAUUGACAUGUUUGGAGUUAUGGCAUUAUAGCGAUUUGAGAACAGAAUUGUAAAAUAUUGUCCAGGCUGUGUCUGUAGGUGCGUUGGAGAUUUUCAUUUUUUUAUGUACUACAACUUGCUGUUUAGAGAAUAAAACCACUGUAUUUGCAAGCUUAGAGAGACACAUAACUUUUUUUUCCGCUUGCUUCUCUAAAAAGGAAAAUGCAAAAGUGUGCAUUUAGUGUGAUAAAAUGUCUCUCUCCAAGAAACUAUUAUAAGAAACUGUGUCAUGACAUCUCAGAUCUAGAGAAAUAUUAGGGUAUAGCUAUAUUAGGUAUAUGAGGGUAUUGCUAAAAAAAUCGUAUAAUUGCAUUAUUCAAAAUAUAACGGAUAUUAUGACUCAGAUGUUGGUAUCUCACUCAAGAUUAGAUCAAUUUGGGCAGACCGUGCCUUGCGAUUAUUGGGUUACGCCCCUCAAUUUGGGCUUCCAACGAUAUAUGAAGGUCAGUACAGUUUAGGAAAGAAACUGAAAUCUAUAGCAGAGAAAGAAGGUGGUUCUGAAUUAAUUCAGUUUUGCUACGAUGACUUACCUGCUUUUUGACCUUUACAACAACCAGAUUGAUUUGGUUUCAGUAAUAAUACCAAAUAUUGCCAAUUCAGACGAUUUAAAUAAAGUCGAUGCUAAAGGUGCGUCCUUAUCUCUGGGAUUUACACCAUUAAUUAAAACAUUGAAAACCAUCUAUAAGUUGUUUAACUUAGUUUUAUGAAAUGCUUGAUUAUUAUACAAAUGUAUAUUAAAGACUUAGCAAAUCACAUCAUUAUCUUGUUCAGAUAAGGCAGAACCAAGGCAAACAUUGCAAAUGAGGAAUGGAACACGGUUUAAUUUUUUGUCUUCCCUGUAUGCUUUCGCUAUGCCGCCUGUCAAGUCCAAAGGACAGAGUUUAUAACAAUAAUCCAAAAACCCAAAAAUGAUUCAGCGCUCUGUUAACAAUCAGAGUACCCUUUAAACUCAUUGUAUAUGCUAGUCGCAGAAUUUAUAGCAAUGAUGGACAGGGAGCUAAAAUGGUGGCAUGCAUUUACAGAAUUAAGAGGUGUGACAGUUUUGUAUAUUAUUUUCACCCCUCACCCCAAGUACAUAUUUGUUAAAUGUAAGGAUAAUAUUAAAAAUCCUGGGACUGACCGUUCCCCUUUAAGAACCUCUUUACUAAUGGAAUGUAACUUGCCCGUAAGGGUUACUACCGGGCAUUGCCCAAGGCAUUCUAAUAGAUCUGAGUUCAUUUAAAACAAUUACUGUAUUUGGCAAAAUAAGGAUUAAGAGCCUGUGAGGCCCCAGGCAGGUUACCGGUUUAUGGACCCCCCUUCAUUCUUUACAUAGGGAUGGUUAAUGGGGCCAUGGACAUUCAUAGUUCCGGGGCCCCUGUCUGAUCCCUGAGCUGUAGGUAGCUACCUAGGGUGACCUUAAACAAUUUGGAUUUUAUCUCCAUGGUUUGAUGAUCCAUCCGCACUUGUGCAUAAGUAAAUCUUGCCCUGAUCUUGGGAUAAGCCACUUUGGAACAUAAAAAUGGAGUGAAAUAUGUCUUGUGUGACAUUUUAAACAUUUCCAGUAUGAAGCAGAAAGCUGUUUGUUAGUACUUUUGGGAUCAGUAUGGGCCCCCAGGGGUGAGAAUUAAGAUGGCAGGUCCCUCCGCUGAGUGUCCCUGUCAAUCAUGUUUUGGUUGAUCUCAUAAAUAUUCGCAGUGUGAUUGGCGGUAAUAAAGAAUGGUUAGGGGUAUCUAGUGUGUUUACAUGGUAAGAGAGAAUUAAUGGGUUUAGAAGGAUUUCUCAGAUAGGAAACUAGCAGCGUAUAGUAUAAAGGGGGGUUUGUGUGGGGACAGUGAUGCCACUUUGUAUCAAGCCACUUUCUAGUUUAUAACUGAAAUGGCACAAUUACAGCAGACAGGAAGCUUUUUGUUCUGUCACACAAAAUAUUAACAUAUAGCGGUUACGGCAUCAAUUAAUACAUUUUAUGUAAUGAAAACCCUUCAAAAUAAUCAUAGAUCAAAGCCAAUUUAUAUAAAAUAUACACAGUAACCCUUACUUGUUAGUUUCAAACUCAAAGUAUUUAGAUCUUUGUUCAAUUUGCCAAUCUCUCCUUGUGUGCAUCUAAUCCUGUAUUCAGAAAAGAAAUGUCUCUGAUUUAUUCAGUAAAAAUGAAAUUGAAAUUGAAAAGCGACCUGCAAGUCUUAGGCAAAACUAAAGGAUUUGGAAAAAUUCCCAACUCUAGCCAUUGUUCGGGUGUUUUAGCUAAAAUGUAAACCUUUUGGAUUUCAGCUUCCUGGUUUGAUGAUCCAUCUACACUUGAGUAUAAAUUUUAACGGAGCACUUUACAAUAAACGGUUAAGUCGAUGCUAAAGGUGCGUCCUUAUCUCUGGGAUUUACACCAUUAAUUAAAACAUUGAAAACCAUCUAUAAGUUGUUUAACUUAGUUUUAUGAAAUGCUUGAUUAUUAUACAAAUGUAUAUUAAAGACUUAGCAAAUCACAUCAUUAUCUUGUUCAGAUAAGGCAGAACCAAGGCAAACAUUGCAAAUGAGGAAUGGAACACGGUUUAAUUUUUUGUCUUCCCUGUAUGCUUUCGCUAUGCCGCCUGUCAAGUCCAAAGGACAGAGUUUAUAACAAUAAUCCAAAAACCCAAAAAUGAUUCAGCGCUCUGUUAACAAUCAGAGUACCCUUUAAACUCAUUGUAUAUGCUAGUCGCAGAAUUUAUAGCAAUGAUGGACAGGGAGCUAAAAUGGUGGCAUGCAUUUACAGAAUUAAGAGGUGUGACAGUUUUGUAUAUUAUUUUCACCCCUCACCCCAAGUACAUAUUUGUUAAAUGUAAGGAUAAUAUUAAAAAUCCUGGGACUGACCGUUCCCCUUUAAGAACCUCUUUACUAAUGGAAUGUAACUUGCCCGUAAGGGUUACUACCGGGCAUUGCCCAAGGCAUUCUAAUAGAUCUGAGUUCAUUUAAAACAAUUACUGUAUUUGGCAAAAUAAGGAUUAAGAGCCUGUGAGGCCCCAGGCAGGUUACCGGUUUAUGGACCCCCCUUCAUUCUUUACAUAGGGAUGGUUAAUGGGGCCAUGGACAUUCAUAGUUCCGGGGCCCCUGUCUGAUCCCUGAGCUGUAGGUAGCUACCUAGGGUGACCUUAAACAAUUUGGAUUUUAUCUCCAUGGUUUGAUGAUCCAUCCGCACUUGUGCAUAAGUAAAUCUUGCCCUGAUCUUGGGAUAAGCCACUUUGGAACAUAAAAAUGGAGUGAAAUAUGUCUUGUGUGACAUUUUAAACAUUUCCAGUAUGAAGCAGAAAGCUGUUUGUUAGUACUUUUGGGAUCAGUAUGGGCCCCCAGGGGUGAGAAUUAAGAUGGCAGGUCCCUCCGCUGAGUGUCCCUGUCAAUCAUGUUUUGGUUGAUCUCAUAAAUAUUCGCAGUGUGAUUGGCGGUAAUAAAGAAUGGUUAGGGGUAUCUAGUGUGUUUACAUGGUAAGAGAGAAUGAAUGGGUUUAGAAGGAUUUCUCAGAUAGGAAACUAGCAGCGUAUAGUAUAAAGGGGGGUUUGUGUGGGGACAGUGAUGCCACUUUGUAUCAAGCCACUUUCUAGUUUAUAACUGAAAUGGCACAAUUACAGCAGACAGGAAGCUUUUUGUUCUGUCACACAAAAUAUUAACAUAUAGCGGUUACGGCAUCAAUUAAUACAUUUUAUGUAAUGAAAACCCUUCAAAAUAAUCAUAGAUCAAAGCCAAUUUAUAUAAAAUAUACACAGUAACCCUUACUUGUUAGUUUCAAACUCAAAGUAUUUAGAUCUUUGUUCAAUUUGCCAAUCUCUCCUUGUGUGCAUCUAAUCCUGUAUUCAGAAAAGAAAUGUCUCUGAUUUAUUCAGUAAAAAUGAAAUUGAAAUUGAAAAGCGACCUGCAAGUCUUAGGCAAAACUAAAGGAUUUGGAAAAAUUCCCAACUCUAGCCAUUGUUUGGGUGUUUUAGCUAAAAUGUAAACCUUUUGGAUUUCAGCUUCCUGGUUUGAUGAUCCAUCUACACUUGAGUAUAAAUAUUAACGGAGCACUUUACAAUAAACGGUUAAGUUACCGUUAUAUAUUUCAAUACAGCGAUCACUUUGAUACAAACUGCGGCCCUGUCUUGUAUGGUAAUUAGUCGCUGUGUUAUCUUUUAAUUCACACUGUGUGCAUCAUCCUUGAGACGAAUUGUACAAAAUGGUGUUCGUUGAAUCAUUCAGAACCCGUUCACACGGUCGCGAAAUUGCUGCGACAUAUUGCAGUACAAUCACCGUCUACAUUUUGUAUGCGAGUUUUCUCUGUCACUUGGGAAGAUCACAAUGUUUGUGAACGUGGUCUCAUUGUACAUGCUGUGCCGAAUGGUGCAAGGCACACAGAGCAGCUAUCGCUGAACGAAAUAAAAGAGACAAUCGAAUUGUGUUUUAAUCACCCCUGAGGUGGUUUCCCAGGAUCUUAUCUCUCUGGCGGCAUUUAAUCCUUUAUACUGCUAGUUAUGCAUAAAAUAUCAAAUCAGAGAGUUGUUGUGGUUUUUUUUUUUGUCUUUUUGUGUUUUGUUUUUUUAGCAAUUACAGUUUUCAAAAAAAUAGGUCUUGCUAUUUGUCUGGCUAUUUGCACAGUUUAUAUUUCCUAUGUUCUAUAUGUCUAUUUUUAAAAUUAUUUUUUUACUUUUCCUGUCCUCCUUUCCUACGCUGUGUGCCUUUCUCUUAAACUUUCUUUCUAAUGUUCGCCAGUCAUUUUUUCCUACACCUUAGUUAUUUAAUACAAGAUAUGCAAACAAUCUUCACCACAUCAGUAAAAGGAUGAAGUGUGAACCACACAGACACACAUAAAGUAGAAUUAUCACAUCUCUACUAAUUUUAUUUACUGUUAAGAGGACACUGUUGGCACCAUAACCACUUCAUAUCAUUGAAGUGAAUAUGGUGCCUGGAAUCCCCUGCGGCUGGUUUAUGGCUCAGUGUUAAACCAUUUUUUCAAAAGUUUAAAAUUUAAUGAGGGUUACCAGCAGCCGGCAGCACAGCCCACACUGGAGGUAUAGCUAAGGUUAAUUUACAAUUUGCCAUAGGCAUACCACUCACAUCAUCAAUGGAGAGCAGUGAAACUCUUGGCAAAUCACUGCAGCCCAUUGCUGCCCAGACUAAUGAGCAUUAUCCUGAGCAGGAGUAAGUGGCAGGGCUGUAGACAACCAGGGACUGCAGUGUUAAACCAUUUGAAAAUAGCACUAGGGGACUCCAGGUACCAUAACCACUUCAGUGAGAUAAAGUGGUUAUGUGCCCAGAGUGUCCUUUUAAAUUGUAAUCUGUAUUACCAAUAUAUACCACUUGUAUGUGAUGGAUUGUAUUAAAGUGUGGUAAUGACCCAUAUCCCAUUGAUAAGCAUGACAAUUUUAGUUUCUUGUUAAUCAAAUUCUGUUUUUGCACAAAGUAAUGCACAUGCUCUGUAAAUCGACAUACUGUGCCAAUCAUCCAAUCAAUGCAUCUCUAUGGGGAGCAUUCAGUGUCUCCAUGCUGAGCGUAGAGAUGUUGAACAAUGGUCUUGGUCCUGCAAUCUUUGCAGGAUGGAAUCCAGGAAGCCCAAGUCUCUUUAGUGACUCUCGGAGUGACAGCCACUUGAGCAAUGUAAACACUGGGGUUUCUAAAAAAAGUUAGCAUUUAUAAUGCUCAAAAUGCGGUGCAGUUUAUUGGUGCAUGAACCACUACAUUCAGCUGUAGUGGUUCUGGUGUCUAUAGUGUACCUUUAAGGAAGGGGCAUAAAUGUGAGAGCAGCAAGGUAUGGGGUUUAGACAAAGACAAGGAUUCUAGGGAGAGUUAGGAGGGGAAACAUAAAAUAAAUGUCAAUCCUAUGCCCUGGCUAUGCCUGGGAAAAAAAAUCAGACUGUGGCAUAUUUUGAAAUAUGUAAAAAGUGUACAUUGCCGACAUAUAGCCGAACUAAAACAUAGCUGACCUGAUGAAUUAUUCCAGUUUGGCUAUUUUUGCAUAAAGUUGUGAAGUCUGAGUUGUCUUUGAAUUUCUAAUAAUUCACACUUUACAAAUGAAAUCACUAAGGGUCAGUUUGAUGAUUCCAAAUGAUUCGGGACUAACAAAAUACUGUGAUUCAUACAAAACAAAUUCCUUAGACUUUAAUGGUAACUUCUCUAGCUAAAUAAUUUGAGAAACCUUCUAACAAAUGAGUUAAAGCAUUAAAUCGAGGGUUUAGUUGGUACCCUUACUAACUGACCUACUCCGUAUGUUCAAUGGCUUGAGUGAAUUCUGCUUUGUAGAUUUGUCUCCACAGUAAAUGAUUCCCCUCUAUUGACCUCCAACUCAGCACAAAUUCUAGUCCUAUUGUCAUUCUGGCCAAAACAACCUUUUGUGUUCCGAUUGUCACCUCGUAGAGUUAAUGAUUAAAUGAUAUGAGAGCUAAACUGUAACUUAGAAUUCUUUUAAAAGAUGUAAUAACAGCAUUGUAUACAUUUAAUACCCAGGUCCUUUGACCUGAUGUGCAACAUGCAAGCACGCACACGGAUUCUCAAAUUCCUCUUUGUUUCACAAUAUGGGAAAUGUACUAAACUGUUAUAAAGCCUGUACAGAGAGGAAGUUGUAUUCUGCAAUAGCACACUUGGUUUUAUUGGCAUGUCGACAAGUCUGGUAUGUGUAUUUGCAAAAUCCUUUUUCUUCAGCUAUAAAUUUGAUGAUCAAACUUACUAAAUUUUUGUAAAUUUCCAACGUUAUCCAGGUCAAAAGACAUUCUACACUAAACUGAAUACUCGUGGAGAAUUGUCAAGGGAAUUCAAAUAGCAGUCCAAGAUAAGAAAACUGGAAUCAUUUUCCACUGUUGCUGUUGUUGGCCUAGGUAACUUUCGGCACUACAUAUGUUGUUGACUACAUCUCGCCUGACGUUUUGCCAGCAUUAUGGGAGAUGCAGUCCACAACAUCUGAUAGCCUGCCCUUUCACUCCUUGUCAUUUCUCCAUAAUUUAAGUUUUAGUGAUUAAAACCCACGUGGACACCUGCGUUAGCUGACCUGUACGUUGCUGCUGGAUUCUCUCUUUUAAGAAGACUCCUACUAGUUAUUUAUUAAUCAAACCAACCAACAGAAACUGAUGAUUUAAAGGGGAAAUGUUACUCACCAGAAUUAUAAAAAUUAUAUGUAUUUUACCCCUACAUAUAUAUUUCUAAGAUGCUCUUUCAACUCAUUUAGUUUUAUACUUUACAACUCUUUAUCUUGCUCCGGUAAUCUGCAAAAUCUUUUAAAAGAAAACCCAUUAUCUCAUCAAAAAGUUAACACAAAUCUUAUAUGCAUAUCUAUGUUUUACUCAAUGGUGCAAUUUCCGAAGAAGUGGCAGCUCCUCCUUAAGGGACCUAGACAGAAUUGCCUAUUAAGAUCCCUAUUCAGGGCAAGCAUCAUGGCAGGAUAUCCAGACAUAUGCUGAAAGCAAGCCGGUAGAGGUUAAGAGGGUCACCUCUGUCUAGCUCCAGUGGGAGGAAAUUGACAUGUCAAUAAUUGUAUUAACACCAUGUGGACAGCAUUUGGAUUAUCACUUCCUCAUUCCGUAACAGUCCCAGUAUUAGACCUGGGUCAGGCAUGCUAUUUAUUUCUCUAAUAUCCCACUUCAGGCACUUGAUGCAUUCCCUGUAUAAUCUCGAACAUGUCUUUAGUGGCAAAUACACUGCUGAGCAUAAGGAAGGCAUUUGUUUUGUGUUCUGGAAUCUUUGAAAGUAGUGGCUAACCUUGGCAGUCUAGAUGUUUCUGAACCACAUAUCCCAAGUUGCAUAACCUUUUAUAACUUUUGGAUGUCAGGGUUAGCGAUGAAAUUAACUAGUGGCAUUCUGCUGACUAUGUGCUAUCUUGUCUCUCUUGGUGGCUAAAAAGAGUUAGUAAAUCGUGAACUUUCCCACAAAUAACUUGUGCUGCAUAAAAGUGAGUGUGUACACAGAUGUCACAAUUGUAGUUUUGUCUGUCGGAUUCUCUUGGGAGGUUUCAAAUAAGAUGUAUCUGACACAAUGUUCUAAUUUAAAUGUGUUUGGUAUAAAAUCUGUUCUUGUGCUAACGACAUGUGCGUCCAAACUUAAUUUAUUAACCUUUACUAUACUUUAAUUUUGGCCCCUCACUGCUCUUGCUUAACUGUAUUGAAGAAGCAGGGCAGCAGUAUGUGGGACUGCGGCAAUGGUGGGAGGGAGGGACAGUAUUGAGGAAAAUAAACACACACACAAACACACACACUCUCUCUCUCUCUCACUUUUUUCAAUCGACCCAGUCUUCCUACCCUUUGGAAACCUGGAGUCGAUCCCCAGCCUGGGGUUCAGUGGGCUGCCGCAGUGCUCCUCUGAGGCAGCUCUGACCCAGAUCCGCAUUUCCUGUAUAGCUCCCUCGUGCGCCCCGCAGUGGUGCCUAGGAUUUGGAAUAUGACGUCACAUUCCGACUCCCAGGACCUCUACAGGGCGCGCGAGGGAGAUAUAUAGGAAAUUCGGAUCUGGAACAGGUAAUGGUGCUCUGCCACGCUACAGGAAAUGACUAUCAGAAUAUAAGUGCUGUACACUUCUCUCCUGAUGGCCAACUGGAUAUUUGCGCACCCCCCCGGGCCGGAGCGCCCUAAGGCGGCCUCCUGUGCCGCCUUAUGUUAGUGCUGGCCCUGCACACACAAUGACACACAAACUCAGACACAGUAUGCCCACACUACUGUAUGUACACUUGGACACCAUAUACACAGAAUAACAUGCUGCUAUAUAAAACCACACACUGCUGUACACACACACUCAUUUAGAUAGCAUACACAAAAAGACACACACGGCUAUACAUAGUAUACACACUCUGACACAGUAUACACACUGCCACACACUCUGAAUCAGUAUACACACACCGCUAUGCAUACAUAAUACAUGUGCAAUCACACAUAGUACACACAAAGUAAGUAGUGUUUUUUAUUGAUUAAGGGAUUUACUCUAUCUAAAAAAAAUUCUCUUAUGUUACUUCUUGAGAUUUUAUGUAACAUCUGGUGAUGUAACACACAAUUAAUUAUGCAAAUUAGUACGGCAGGUAUUUUUUUUUUGCAAAGAAGGUGGACACCCUAAGACAUUUCUGUGUAAUUGUUAUCCUGUUUGUUACAUUUUUUAGCUGUGAGUGGUAAAAGUUUUAGAAUCGUAAAGCACAAAUAAAAAACGAUGCUUUAACAUGGAGGUUAUCCACUAAAUUAGGAAUAGUGAAGAAACGUCAAGAUUGCAAUGAGCCUGCAUAGCUUCAUGGAAGGUGUUAAUGUCACACUUUGAAUGUGUGACUGAGGAAGUGCUGGGCUAGUGGCAAAGGCUGGGUUUUAGUUCCCCAAAAUAAAGUUUGCAAUACUCUGUUCCUGGAACCUCCGGGACACAGACCUUUGUUGGUAAACAUAAAAAAAAGACACUUUAAACCCUUAGGGGCUUAUUCACUUGAUUAAUUGAGCGUAUGGGGCUGGGUUUAUUCACUAAAUACAGACUUGUAAUGAGUUUAUGCAGAGUAUGAUUAAUUAAGCGUACGGGGCUCUAGAGAGGUUACGAGUUACCCCCCCGACACCCCUAAAGAAAUCCAUAAUUCCAGGGCUCCUGUCUAACGCCCGGAUCCAAGGCGUCCACCAAAGGUUGACUUAUGGUUACUCCUGCUCUUAAUUUACGUGUUGUGCUUCAAACUUAAAGACAAUAGGGAAAAUUGGAAAAAGACACCUCAAACUGAUGUAAUUCAUGACAAAUAAUAUUAUUAAAUGAUUUUGCAACCAAUGCAUCACUUUUUAUUUAUAGAACUGGGAAAGAAAUUUGAAGAUUUUUUUUUUUUCCUAUAUCUGUUGAGUUUUCAAUAGUUGCGGAGUCGUAGGCGAAUCCCGGUACCUGCCACAUUGUUACCAUAUAAUGCCGAGGAGGACUGUUUUUGGUGUACUCUGUGCUAUGAUGCUGUAUGUUCUGUAAGACCUAUUGGAGGAGAUAAAAUUCACAGCAAUGUGCUUUGUGUAUCUUUGUGCCACAGAGCUCCACAGCAAUAAAACUCACAGCAAAAUGCUUUGUGUAUCUUUGUGCCACAGAGCUCCACAGCAAUAAAACUCACAGCAAUGUGCUUUGUGUAUCUUUGUGCCACAGAGCUCCACAGCAAUAAAACUCACAGCAAUGUGCUUUGUGUAUCUUUGUGCCACAGAGCUCCACAGCAAUAAAACUCACAGUAAUGUGCUUUGUGUAUCUUUGUGUCACAGAGCUCCACAGCAAUAAAACUCACAGUAAUGUGCUUUGUGUGUGAGUGAACAGAAUUUUUAAUAUUGACAUCUGCUGCAAAAUAAUCGAGAAGAUCUGCUCGGGAGAGAGGGUUCUGGAUCCUGUCUAUGACGAGGCUUAUGGGAUGUCGAGAUGAAUGUCUUCAAUUGCUUCUACGACAUUUGAGUCUUGUUCAGCAAAGGGCAAGCUAGUAAAAGCUCUUAUCCUUUCACUGAUGACUGUCUCUUAAACAAUAUUUAUGAGGUUUUUGUUUUGUUUUAACAGUGUGUGUGUGUGUGUGUGUGUCUUCUUACAAUUGUAAAAGAAAAUGGCUGUUUCUCCUUCCUCGGUUUUUCCCCAUAUUUAGUUUUUUUUUGUUUGUUUUUUCUGAAAAAAAAUAUUUUACUGUUUUGUUUACAGGACCCUGUCCACUGGGGCUUCCAUCCUGCUUUCCGUAUGACUAGGAGUCAGACUCUGCUGCCGUACAUUGCGGUCCAGUUCAAUAAGAUGGGUUCGUUCCGCCGCCCUAGGCCACGGUUUAUGAGUUCUCCUGCCCUUAGUGACUUGCCACGCUUCUAUGCCAACAGACAGACUGCACAGCUGAACUCCAGCACUGUGUGGAACAGGUAAGAGAUGGGAUAACAUUGAACCAAACAUACAUUUUAAAAGGAAGGAGUAGUAUUGUAUUGGUCAUGGCUUCUAUUGUUUGCUUAGAACUCUCUGUAUCACCUAACUUCUCUGAUCUAAUCAGACACUCCUGAUCUGUCCUGACACCCUGGAUUUUAUAGGAAAACAAGAAUAUAAGUCCCCAACAUUUGCAGCUCUAACAUGCUAUGAAAUAUGUUUGUGCCAAGUAAAAUCAAUGAUGGGCACAUACCCCUUCUGUCCUUCUCCUGCUGUUUUCAUGGUUUCUAUUGAUGCAAGCCAUUUCUAGCGUGGGGCAAACCAGGCUGCAUGGAGUGCUACCGGUGUUCAUGCACCGGUAGGGAGGUAAAAAAAAUGUCCAUGACAAGCACUGUGCCUUCCUCUCUAUAACAAUGGAGCCAGUGGUCUGCUCCUCCUGCAAAUGGAGAUUGCUGCUCUAUUGACCCUAGCACUCACUGAAUGGGUCAUUCAGAAAGUGCAGCCCAAAUGCUCCACCCAUAUAGGUCAGCUUCCACAGAAACACCAGGAAUUUUACCCUCUCUCUACCCAGGUAAGCAGGAGGGGGACAAAAUGCACAAAACACACAAACAAACACACACACCUGGACGGCACUGGAUGACUGAGAGUAAACAUUGGGAGGUCAAGAAGGGGAAUUAUAAAACUUUGGAAUUUGAUAAGGGAGAGAGGUGUGCAUUCUAGAAUGUCACCCUGGGAUUUGGUUUCUCUAAAUACUGCCCCCUGUUCAUGUUGUACACUCAUCACGCUUUGAUGGGAUUAAUACUUAUUCUCCGGACAUCUUUACUAAUUCCCAGGCCAGCUUUGUGAUAUAAUUUAUAUAUGAUGAUUAUUAAUAUUAUUAUAAUUAUAUAGCACCAACAAAUUCCGUAGCGCUGUGCAAUGGGUAGGCUAACAAACAUGCAAUUGUAACCAGACAAGUUUGACGCACAGGAACAGAGGGGCUGAGGGCCCUGCUCAAUGAGCUUACAUGCAAGAGGGAUAAAGUGACACAAAAGGUAAGGGAAGUAUUAUAUAUAGGCAUACAUUUUAAUUAUGUAGCACGUCACUAACAUCAGCAGUUGCUUAUGAAUUGUUGCCCAGAGUCCUGCAGUAUCUCCCGUCUCCAUCCCAUCAUAUCUCCCUGUUGAUGGUGGAAUCAGGCGUUUACGCAUAUUCUGGAUGAUCAGACCCUCCCCGGCUGCCUUGUCAUGUUGUGUGUGUGAAGGUGACCCAGAAACUGUCAUUUCUCUGCAUGCCCACACAACAGGCACACUUUAUGCAAAGCACCCUGGGAAAGCAUUGCGAUAAAAUGUUUGUGCAAUAGACCAUGCACAGGCCUCUGCAGCUCGCUCUUUGCAACCUAUCUGCCUACAUCGACACACGGUUACAAACAGAAAACAUGUUUAUAACCACAAUAUACAUAUAACUCAGUUGUUGUUGUUUUUUUAAGCAAAUGCGUUUGUAUUGAAUUGUAUCAAUUUGUUUGUAUUCACUUAAUUGAAUUGUGGAAGAAUUAACAAAAUAAUAUUUUGGGUUUAAAUAGCUGAACUACGGGAAAAAAGGUGAUUUUUUUGUUUGUUUUGCAGUCCUACAUUCAAAUUAACUUCUUGUUUGUUUUACUGUUUUUCUGUAUAUGAUUCUUGUGCUCUAUACACGUAUAGUGUGUGUGAUACAUUGACUGACUAGUUGGCUACUGCAAUGAGAGAUGUGACUGGCUAACCAUAUUCUGUUUUUCUUUCUCAGUGUCCAGUCGGCCGUAAUAAAUGUGUUUAAAGGUGGCGGGCUCCAGUCAAAUGAACUGUACUCUUUGAACGAAAGCGUCAGGUAUGGAAUGUUGUGCGCAAGCUGAAUUGGGGAAUGUCAUCGUUUUUAUUUUAUGUAACGGGGAAUCGUGAUCCAAAUUGUAAAUAAUCCUCAUUCCUUUUAAAUACCUCCUACUCUAGACUAGGAAGCCAGUAUUGUUAUGCCAGUUUAGUAAAUCUCUGAGACUUGAUAAAGGCUCACAGAAGAGCCGAAACGUCUCCACUUUUUUGCUCCUAAUAAAAGACUGGCUUUUAGAAGAAACCUCAUGUGUGCCGGCUAUUUAUCUUUUUCUUCCAGUUUAGUAAAUCUCAUUAGUCAAUAAUGUUUGGUUCUUUUGACAAGUAUCUGUGUUUCUAUUGAUUUAUUUCAGUUUAUUUUGUUCCCUAAAUCUGGCAUUGUGGAGAAAUGACAAAAUGACAAAGGCUUCUAAUAUUAGUCCAAAUUUGUAGAACUGGAAGCAUAAACAUGUGCAAGGGUUGUGCCCCUGCACACCCGAGUGCUGAUAUAAACAGGGCAGCCCUCCAAAAUUGUACUGACUAUAAUAAGUAUAAUAAAAAGGAACAUCUACCAUCAAACAUACAAGGUAUAACUUCUACACAAAUAAAAUAAACAAGUUAUGUAUAUGUUUCAAAUUCAUAUGUUUGUAGUUUUAUUACACACACAAGGAAUAAUAAUUAUAGUAAACACAAGUUUUGUAUUAUUAUUAAUUAUAUGAUUGUUAUUCUAUUUACUAUACUGUUAUAUAUGCUAUUAUACUAUUACUGAUGCCGCCAAGUAAAAACUAUAAAAAUGAUGUAUUUUAAUAAUAACUAGUUUAUAAUACUGUAAUGCAGAGCCAACUUAUCCCCCGUCCUUUGUUUAGGUGGACACUUUUGUGUGCAUUUGUGUAAGCUUGAUUUAUUUUGUAGAAACAAAUUGCGACUAUUACUAUAUAUAUCUGGACACAACACACAAGUAUAAAAUAUGAAAUUUUUAUAGUUAAGUUUAGAUAUUGUUCUCUGGGUGCGCUUCCUAAUGCAAUGACUGGAAGCGUAGGUAAGUUGGAGAACUUUUCCAAAUUGGCUCUUUUGUCCUACCUUCGUCGGAUCUCCAUACAGUUGAUUUAGUAAAUAACUACAAAGGUGAUUCUUUUUAAAAAAAAGUGUUUAUUUUUUUUUUAUUGCAUACAUUCUACCUCAUUCUUCCGCCAUUUGCAACAUUAAGGAAACCAAUUAAUUAGCCAAGGCGAUUCCUUUGGAAUAUAUUCUUGAUUAAUUAAAUAGGCAGUGGGCACUUUAAGCACCAUAACCACUACAAGAGAGUCUGGACGUCAUUCCAAUUUUUUAGAUUUGGAUAGCUUUUCUGUAUAACCAGCAAAGGAAAGAGGUGACUGGCACACUGAACAUGAUUGUGGAAAUCACUGUAGGACACAGUUUUUUUUUUUUGUUUUUUUUUUUUAAAAGACUUUCAUUUCAUGUUAUUCUCAUUACAAUGUAAAACAAAAUUUCCUUGUUAGAAGCACGGAAAUAGAGCACCUUGAAAAGCACUUAUUUUUCUUUAAGUUAGUGGCUGUUAAACAAUAUGCACCUUGUGGGACAGCCCUGUACCACGCAUUUUCUAUAAACAUGCACUGUACAUUAUUUGGAUACUGUGGCGUACCUCAAAGGAAUCUUUACGCAUGCAUAUUUUAUUUUACGAACUACCCUGUUAUAUAUAUAUAUUUUUUUUUCUUUUAGACAUUUACUAAAAAGUGAACUUGGAUCCUUUAUCACGGAAUAUUUUCAGGUAAAUAAAAUUUAACAAAAACAUUUAAUUGUUGUAUGUUGCUAAAGAAAAUGCAAAGUCUGCUGUUUGCAUUAAGUGCUGAAAUGCAUUUAGAUGUGGUUUGUGACCUGUAAUUUCUCGUGAUAAGCUGUCGUCUCAUUUUCUUGGUUCCGAGACGCGCGGUUUAGCAAUUAUGAUUUAAAUGCUGGAAGACCUGUUACAUCAAUAUUAACACCUGUGGAUUCUUGCAAUAGCUGAAUUCUGGAUGUUAUCAAACCCUUAAAGGCACAGUUUGAUGUUUUCGCUAUUUAAUUUUUAUUUAUUUGAGUAUUAGAUGUGGUGUGUUAUAGGAUACUGUAUCGUUGGCGGGGGAUGUAAUUGUUGCAUAAUAAUUAUUACUAGAGCUCGGUUAUCUACAGAAUAUGUUUGCGUUUGGCUCCCAGACCUAUGUAGGUUCUAAAUUGUUUUCAUGCUGUUGGGCAGUACAUGAAGAGUGCUACCCAACAGUUUGUAAAAUUGUAAAAUUCAUCAGACGUGGUCUGGUAAUGGUAAGUUUCCUUUUUAAAGUAUAUAAACGCUUUACACAUAUAGAAUUGAAAACCCAAGAAAAACACGGUGGAUGUGGUAACUCUAUGUGCGUGACAAGGAUACAAUAGGAUAACAUUUUUCUUUUGAGGCAAACCAACAAGCAGAGAAGCAAUUCACAAAUAGAAGUGGUCACCUGCAAUCGUGAACUAAAGAGAGAUUUUUUUUCAACAUUUGAGAAGAGGGGAGUAAGAGGAGAAAUUGGAACAAUGUUUCUGUUCUCGUUAAUUGAAUUGUGUGCCCUGGCUGUGCCUUGACUGAACUUGGGAUGUUACCUGCUGAGUCUUUAAUGGACAUUUUAAUAGAAUUUAGAACAUUAGGUGAAGAGGAUAACACAAGUUACAAGUGAUUUUCCAUAUGAUAUUUUUUGGUGUAAUUUUCAGAGAACUGACAGUUCAGCUUUAACUAAUCUAGAUCGUUGUCUUGCGACCCAUCCUUGAUAUGAUUUCUGUCUACCUACACUUUUCCUGUGCUGCACAUCACCCUGAAGACAUGAUGUGUGACAAGGGGAAAAGGAUGGAUCUAGUACCCCUGCCUGAUAUUCCCAAACUAGGCGAGUUUGGUUAAUUUCUGGGAAAAUUUAUCCUGUCUUUAACUUUCUUCCCUAUACAAAAAAAAAAAAAAAGAUUAAAAUGUAGAUUUUUUCCUACCACAGCGUAGUAACAACCCGUUCGUUUCAUUCAGCUGAGCAAACAAAAUUAAACAAAUCUACAGCUUUGAAAAACAAUCAAGGUUAUUUACGAAAGUGUAAAUUGGCAGGAAUUCAAAACAUUUUUUUUUUUACAUUUUAGACCGAUGUAACGGAAUUGGAAAAAAUGAAAAUCUCUAAUUAUUUUCACUUCGAUGUUUUUCCUUCUAAAAUAUUUUACAUUUUAGUAAAUAUCACUGUAUUUAUUCCAUGGUAACUGACACUGAUUUUAAACUGACAUGUGCCUUAUUUGUGGGUAGUUUGCAAAUGAUCCUAUUUAUGAAUUCGUGCUGGGGAUUCCCCUUUAAUUCAUUUAUUUAUUUUUGCAUUUCCCCUUCCCACUUCUGUUUUUAGUGUUUGUUUUACAAGGUUGAGUAUCUGCCUCCUCUUCGUAUUGUGUAUUUUAGGUGUACUUUUUUUUUCUAGUGAAACUUUUAUAUAGCCCUCCCUAAAUACUCGUACUAAAUAUAUGUGGUUUUCUGAGAAUAUUUCAGAAUUUGCAGUUUUAAUAACCAAAUGUUUCACUAACGGUUAGCCAGUCAUAACAGGUUUCUCCAAAACAUUAUACUUUAGCGAAAGCCAAGCCUCCCACUCAGUCUAGUUCCCCUCAAUCUACCCUUUUAACUCCUUCAAGUCUCCCACUCAGAAUACAGUCAUUUUUCUCCUAAACCGUUGUUUAACACUUUCAAGUCUCACAAUCUGAAUACAGCUCUGGUCCUUUCCAUUGCUGUUGUUUUACUAUGAUUCCAAAUCCACCAGGACAUAUUUAACUUCUAUUUAAUUUAAUGACAGACAACAGAUGAAGAGUACUGACCGGUAGACUUCAUAUGCUGCUGGGUGAUCCAUUAACUAAUCGAAGGGACAUUCUAGAGCAGUGAUGGCGAACCUAUGGCACGCGUGCCACAGGUGGCACGCCGGGCCCUCUCUGUGGGCAUGCGGCCAUAAGUCGCCGGGAGAGGGGGCCGCUGACUGUCUGCAGAGUAGGCACCUGCCUACUCUGCUUCCGUGUCGGGAGGCAAGGGAAGGGCUCUGGAAAGCAGCUCUCCUGUCCUCCCGCGCGAUGCUGUGUGGAGCGUUGCCGCACGUUACCAUGGCAACACUCCACACAGCAUCGCGUGGGAGGACAGGAGAGCUGCUUCACACAAACCUAGUUACCACCACCGGACCACCAAGGAUAGCUGUUUGUGUCCCCCCACUCCUUCACCAAAGGUAAGAGGAAGGGAGGGGGGAUACAGAAUUAAUAAAUAUAUAUAUAUAUUUUUUUUAAUGUUCCCCUACCCCCCACACACAGCACACUACCCCCCCCACAUAGCACACUACCCCCCCACACACAGAACCCUACCCCCGCACACACAUCACCCUACCCCCCACACACAGCACCCCUUCCCCCCACACAGCACCCCUACCCCGCACACACACAGCACCCGCACACACUGCAUCCCUCACACACACACACAGCACCUCUCAGACGGACAGACACACACAGCACCUCUCAGACAGACACACACACAGCACCUCUCAGACACACACAUCACCCCUCACACACACACUGCACCCCUCAGACAGACACACACACACACACACACACACACACACACACAACACCUCUCAGACAGACAGACACACACAGCACCUCUCAGACAGACAGACACACACACAGCACCUCUCAGACAGACACACACACAGCACCCGUCACACACACAGCACUCCACACCCUUACACACAAACACAUACACUGCACCCCUUAAUGCAGUCUGUCUGUGUGUGUGUGUGUAUUCAGCAGUUUGUGUGUGUGUAUUCAGCAGUCUGUGUGUGUGUGUAUUCAGCAGACUGUUUGUGUGUGUAUUCAGCAGACUGUGUGUGUGUGUACUCAACAGACUGUGUGUGUGUGUGUGUACUCAGCAGAGUGUGUGUGUACCCAGCAGACAGUGUGUGUGUGUGUGUGUGAGUACUCAGCAGUCUGUGUGUACUCAGCAGUCUGUCUGUAUGUGUAUUUAGCGGCCGGGGUGUGAAUGUGUUCAGCAGUCUGUGUGUGUAUGUAUUGCAUUUGUUGGAGAUAUUAAUAAAUAUAAGCUUAAUUUUAUCGAUUUAUAUCAUUAUUUAAAAUUUGUAUCAUUGAACUCUCUGUGUUCUUCUUUUAAAACAAAGUUGUUAAUUAGUUCGGACAACUGUACGAGUUGUUUUUUCUAAACUUAAACCUCAGUAUUCAGGUUUAAUUGCUGUGUUGGCACUUUGAGGCAUGUAUUGCGGUUUGGGCACUCGGGCUCAAAAAGGUUUGCCAUCACUGUUCUAGAGAUUCUGAUUUCUUUCCUCCAGUAUAUGAAUGAUGUCUACUGCAGGAUAGCACUGUCCGUUACCAUGAAGUGAUAUAUAUCUAGAAAUAUAUGGUGUUUCAAGCGCCACAAUUUAUUUCCCCAGUUGCUAAGUUUGGGAUAUUGAGGCCCUGUCAGGCAGUAAAGGGUACCGUAGGGGGUGAGUCAUUGAACCCCAGGCCACUGCUGGUUUUGGUCCAUGGAAUGGACGGCUAGGAUACACCAUAACUCUUUUUUUUAUUUUUUUAUUUACAGAAUCAGUUACUAUCAAAAGGUCUUGUGUUAAUGGAAGAGAAGGUGAAGUUGUAUGAAGGUGAGACAUUGGAUUUACACAGGAAAUUGUAUUGUAGUAAUGUACACUGUUGUCAAGAAAUUGAAAUCAAAUGUGUGUCCUUUUGAAUUCAAAAUAAAUAUGUAGAUAAUUGUGACCUCAUCACAUGACCUUAUAUGUCCACAGACAAGUAGAAUUCAAACAGUACCAUUUAACAUAUAUGCCACAUGAUUUUAUUUAUUUACCAAUUCUCAUAUGGUACCGUUAGGGGGCACAUUUUGAGGCACAGUGCCAACAAAUUAGGGGGUAGCGAUCGCUAAACAUUUCUACCUAUGGAUUCAUACUUCCCAAGUGUCCCUAUUUAUGAGGGACAGUCUCAAUUUUGGACCCAAAUCCAUCUGUCGCUCUUUUCAGUCCUAAUGUCCCUGUUUUCUAGGAGCUCCAUAUUGUUGUAUUUCAGUGUAUCACAGAGCUCCACAGCAAUAAUACUCCCAGUAAUGUGUCUAUAAACUACAAUAAGUGUGUUUAGAAAUCAGUCUGUGUAAAUAAGAUACAUUGCUCUUCUAAAUUACAUUUUUGUUACAUAAAUUGUUAUUAAUACAUCACCUAAAAUGUUUUAGAACAGCUCUGCCCCUUAAAGGACCACUCUAGGCACCCAGACCACUUCAGCUUAAUGAAGUGGUCUGGGUGCCAGGUCCAGCUAGGGUUAACCCAUUUUUUCAUAAACAUAGCAGUUUCAGAGAAACUGCUAUGUUUAUGAAUGGGUUAAGCCUUCCCCCAAUCCUCUAGUGGCUGUCUCAUUGACAGCCACUAGAGGCGCUUGCGUGCUUCUCACUGUGAUUUUCACAGUGAGAGCGCAAGCGUCCAUAGGAAAGCAUUGUAAAUGCUUUCCUAUGGACGGCUGAAUGCGCGCGCAGCUCUUGCCGCGCGUGCGCAUUCAGCCAAUGGGAGGAACAGAGGAGGAUUGGAGGAGGAGAGCUCCCCGCCCAGCGCUGGAAAAAGGUAAGUUUUUACCCCUUUCCCCCCCAGAGCCGGGCGGGAGGGGGACCCUGAGGGUGGGGGCACCCUCAGGGCACUAUAGUGCCAGGAAAACGAGUAUGUUUUCCUGGCACUGUAGUGGUCCUUUAAACUCGUUUUCCUGGCACUAUAGUGCCCUGAGGGUGCCCUCACCCUCAGGGCCCCCUUCCCGCCGGGCUCUAGGGGGUGGAAGGGCUAACAUUUACCUCUUUCUCCAGGGAACUCUCUUCCUUCUCUCCUCCUCCAUAUCGCCGUCAUCGGCUGAAUGCACAUGCGCGGAAGGAGCCGAGCACGCAUUCAGCCAGUCCAUAGGAAAGCAUUCUCAACGCUGGCAUCUUCUCACUGUAAAAAUCACUGUGAGAAGCGUGGAAGCGCCUCUAGCGGCUGUCAAUGAGACAGCUACUGGAGGCUGGAUUAACCCUAUUAUAAACAUAGCAGUUUCUCUGAAACUGCUAUUUUUAUAGAAGAAAGGGUUAAGCCUAGCUGGACCUGGCACUCAGACCACUUCAUUAAGCUGAAGUGGUCUGGGUGCCUAUAGUGGUCCUUUAAGAACAGUUUGAAAACUUACCUGGGGUCUGCUGGGAUAUGGGACUGUAGUGUGUGAGUGGUGCAAUGUGUGAGGGGGGCAGUGUGUGUGUGUGGGAGGGGUGUAGUGUGUGAAUGUGUGUAUGGGGAGGCAGUGUGUAAGUGUGUGUGUGUGGCAAUGUGUGUAUGUGUGUGGGGGGGGCAAUGUGUGUAUGGGGCAAUGUUUGUAUGGGGGGCUGUGUGUGUGUAUGGGUGGGCAGUGUAUGUGGGGGCAGUGUAUGUGGGGGCAGUGCAUGUGUGUGUGAGGCAGUGUAUGUGGAGGCAGUGUAUGUGUGUGUAUGUGGGGCAGUGUAUGUGUGUGUGUAUGUGGGGGCAGUUUAUGUGUGUGUAUGUGGGGGCAGGUUAUAUGUGUGAGUGUGUGGGGAAGUGUAUGUUGAGGCAGUGUAUGUUUGGGGAGCAGCUUAUGUUUGUGGGCAGUGUAUGUGGGGGGGGGGGGUAGUGUGUAAAUGUGUGGUGAGCAGGGUAGGGAGGCUUUUUUAUUAAAAAAUGUUUUUAAUAAAAAUAAAUAAAUAUAUGUCCCCCCUCCCUUCUUACCUUUACUGAGGGAGGAAGGGGGACAUUUCUCGAUCCCUGGUGGUCACAGUGGGGAGAGUGAACUCUAGCCUGCAGCUCCAGGGCUAGAGUUCACUCUCGCGAGAUCCGGAGCGUUGCCAUGAUAACCGCGGCAACGCUCCGUGCUUGCGAGAGAAGAACCUGGAGGAGCUGCAGGCUGAGCUCCCGGGUCCUCUCUCCCUCCCUGCCGGCUGCCAGCACAGUGCCUGCGGACCAGGGAGGGAGAUCACUGAUCUGCCUUCCGGUCUGUGAAGGCACAUUGCAGGGCUGGCGCUUGGACAGUGCCAGCCCUGCAUUAGCCGGCAGAGGAGACCCUCGGGGGGGGCAGUUCCCCUGUUGCCCCCCCCCCGACGGUUCCGCCAGUGUGUCAGGCUGACUGCCAAUCAUGCAGGAUGACUAACCAAGGGCAUACUGUGCAGACAGCAUGCUAAGCUUCGCAUAAAUGCGUCUAAUGAUGCGCUCACGCUACGCUUUCUAAGGACUGUUCAAUAGCACUCGCUGAUCCUCUCCUCUAUCUUCUUACUAGCAGGCAGGGGCUCCUGUAAUAUAGUCUGGGACAGAGAAAAGGUGGAUCUAGUGAGUGUAGAAGAAAGUGAACAUGCCACAGUGAUAGAGAGACUGAAGCAGCAAGAGCAUUUGCAUAAUGCGCAAACUCAUCUUUACAUUAAUUUCAUUGUCAGCAAGUCCACACCGAUUUUGUUCCCCUACAUCCCUCUUAAGUUUCCAUACUUUAGCAAGAGCAAGUGAGGAGUAGUAAAAAAAAAUAAAGAUUUUCUUUAAAUCAAUGGGCUUAUUCCAUAGGCAUGGGCCUGGAGCUGCAGUUCCAUCAGCCCCUACGUUAAUCUGGCCCUGAGAUUAGAGCUGUGAAGAUUGCGAGGCACUGCUAACAGCAAACAGCUGCAGUCCGUUCUCUAGUUUGGCUGUAUUGACCUCAAAAUUGCAAUUUUCUUGUCGGUUUCACAAAAGACACAUUUUAGUGAAUAAAUCCCACACACCAUGAUCAAUAACAUUUAUCAACAUCUAACAUCCUCAGAGCCUCAUUUCUUAUAAGGGAUCACUGAAUUAAUGUCAUGUUCUUUUACAUAACACCUCCACAUAACACAGCGCUGUAUGAUCGAUAAUGCAUCGUCAAAGUGAUUGACAGGAAGAUGAUUUUUUUUUGUUUGUUACAUGACUAUCUAGUCCGCAUUCAUACGGUGAGUCACUAGGAAGACAAAGCUAUAAUCCCCUAUUUUACACCAUCCCUGCUCUAAAGGUGACAGCCCAAUGCUAUUUUAGAAAUUGGAAUCUGCUAUAUUAGACCUGAUGGAUUUAAAAAAAUGUUUCUAAAAAGACGACAAAUAAUUGCUUCCUAAAGAGUGUUCCCUAUCCUGGAUCUAGGUGAAAACCGAAUUGCCAUCAUAUCCGAGCUAUGGGACCAUUUCUUUACUGAAAUCUUGCCUACGCUUCAGGCUAUAUUUUAUCCUGUCCAGGUGAGAGACACGGCAAAACCUUUUAAAUAUUUGAUGUUUUUACUGAUGUGGGGGGAGGUCAUUUUGUGGAAUUUGUGUUCGACCUUUUACUUGGUAUUUCAUCUUGGAAAUGAAAAUGUGAGGUCUCUAGCGACACAUUUACCCUACACAGAUUUUCUAAGAUGUAGUUAAUGUGUAAUUAGUCUUUAAUGCAAACCGCUUGAAAUUGCCCUCAUUAAUUCCUUUGUGUGUGACGACGUGGGUUCCUAAUUAACGUUAAAUCAGGUUUUCUUCUUUUGGCUUCAGUUUAAUAGAAGCAUAAAUCCUGUUAUGAAUGAAUAUUUUGCAGUGGUAGUAAACAUUAGUGGAACAACACAUGGAAUUGGCGUGUUAAACCUCUUACGACACAGGGAGUUGAAAUUAGCAUCUAAGAUAAGAUGACUACAUUUUGUCUUGAAGGCAGGGCGGUUACUUAAAGAGAACUCAUACCUAACAGGUUGUUAUUGACUUUAAUGUUUCUUUGAAAUAUGAUUCAUAACCCACUUCCAUUAUACUAGCUCACAGUCACUGUAGGUGAGGUGACUUAUGCAGGUUUUUCUCACACUCUGUGGUUUAUGCCCAUGGAGAAUGCAUGCUCUAACUAGGAACUAUCUCUUACCAGCAUUUUCUAAUAUUAUGUAUGUAACAAAUAUGUAUCUGUCAGGUUUGAAAAAUAAAAUUAAGUGUAGAAACCUCGGCGCUGUAUUAACUCUCUAUUCUGUAACUAAGCACAUCCAUAUUGCCUUCCUGUCAGUCAUUGUUAUAAGCCCUAUCCUUUGCACCCAUCAGACCACACAGAGAGCGCGUAGAGAGAGGAUCCAACUGGAUUGGGAUCUCAAUUUAAUAUAAAUUUAAAAGAAAACUGUGUAUCUUAAGAAGAAAAAAAGGCCAACAGAACUUAUUGGUGGUUUUCAAUGUUUUAUUCAUUAGUGUGAUUUAUUAAGAAGUGAGGGUGCAACUUAAACCCUUCUGGUGUUAUGGGUUGCUCAUAAAGUCGUUUUUUUUUUGUUUUUUUUUUAUUGGAGAACCUAACCAAUGUAAAAUAUGUGGAAAAUAAAAUUUCACUUAUCGGUUACCUUUCCUGAGGAUUCACCAGAGGAUUUUUUUAGAAGAAAUACGUUUUAAGUCGAAUCAAAUUGAGGUUGUGUAAGGAAAUUAAAAACAAAUAUCUGGCUGACUAAAUAAAAAAUAAUUGAUGAGAAAAAGAGAUGAAAGAAUGCCCAAUUUGUUAGGUAUAGUAAAAUCUGCUGAAUAUUGUUUUAGGGCCAAGAGCUUACCAUCCGUCAGAUUGCUCUUCUUGGCUUCCGAGACUCUGUCCUGUUAAAAGUGGGUCUGGAUAAGACGUUGUCGAACAACAGUUCUCCGAUACCACCAUCCUUUCUUCAAAUGCUGCUCGUCCUUCAGGUACAAUGGCGUGUGUAUUUGGAGACUAUAACCGUUUGUACAACUUCUUCCAUAAAUGUUUAACUCAAAGGUGCCACUUCUUGUUUUAAAAGUCUCUGUAAAAAUUGAUAUGUUGUCAUGUAUAUGGGAACCAAUGUAAAGGGCUUCUCUUUAGAUAAUAAAGGAAUACCCGGUUGAACUUCAAGUUUACUACAAGCUUCAGGCUCGGAGAGGGAGAUAAUGUAGAGUACAAUGAACUUCUAAACAUGCCGUCUGGAACAGAGCAGAAGACUUCAGUUGUCACAUUUUGUUCUCUUACAGGGUGUUCAUGAACCUUCUGGUCCAAGUGAAGGUUAUCUAAAGCUGGAGGAACUUGUGAAAAUGGUUGUAUCCCCUUACUUGGCAGCAUACGGAGACAGGACCUACAGCAAUGGUGGUGGCUCCUGUUUUCUUGGUAAGGCCAUGCUUAUAUGGUAUCACUGAUUAGCUGCUUUGCAGAUUUGUUUGAGCACACCAGUUUGGUGGUGAAACUCAGUGAGAGAGUGGACAAGUAUCAAUAAAAAUGCUGUUUCCAAGGCAGCUAGGUUCAGCAUUUAACCCACUCUUUAAUAUAUGUAUGCAAAAAGAAGCCAGUAAGACUAGACUAUAUAAUGUGUUGUGACAGUCACUAGUCUGCAUUUGUCCCUAUAAUGUUCUUUUCCAUCCUGAAAUGUUGGAUAUUAUCUUUUGAAACACAAUUAAAAAUUUUUUAAUGUGUUAACUGUUCCUUUAAUCUCCCCUCCCCUUCCAUGUUGCCCCCUCAUUUAAAUUGUCUGUUAGGGUCUUAUCAAUGUAUGAUUGUGUGCAGCCAUUUUGAAGUGUGUACUUAUGUUAGAGAUUUCAACAUCUCAAUUUAUAAAUUACAUUUCAAUAGCUCUCUGAAAGAUCUCCUUUACAGUUUCCUUUUUAAAAAAAAAAAAAAAAGCUCUGUCGCCCUAUAUUUACCUUGCCAUUUUUAAGGUUUCACAGUCUAUAUUCCCUUCUUGAAACAAGAAAUUAUUUGUGUUGUUUUUAAACGUUCCGUCACUAAUAACUGUAUUUUAUUUUGUGAUCCCUUAUUCCACUCUUAUCUUGACACCUGUUAUUUCUCAUAUUGCUCACGUCCUUUGCUUCCCCACGUAACUGACCUUGGUAGACAAUCAAAAUUGCAUUUUCGAUCUAUUAUUUGAAGUUCAAAACCCGAAAACAAGAUAUCACACACUUUAUAAAUCAUUGUUUCUUAAUCCCUUAAGGACCAAACUUCUAGAAUAAAAGGGAAUCAUGACAUGUUACACAUUGGAUGCCUUGGAAAUUGUGUAGUCUCUAUAGAGUCAGAAGCAUGGGUACAGUGAAAGAUAUGGUUAACAGUCCUAAUCCAUUUCUAAAUUAAAAAAUAAAAUAAAAGACCAGUCUAACAUGAUCUAGGAAAGCAGUAUGGAACAUUCUGGUCAAAACCAUUGAGAAUGUGGCUCUAGACCUUACCCAUAAUAGUAUAGAACAAACCCUGUUUUUGCUUGAAAGUGUGUGGAGGUGGGAAGGCAAGACCACACCAUUUAUUUUCUAAUGUGGCUUACUCAGUCGCAUUUAUUUGAACAUUUUCAUGUUAUUUUCUUUUUGCACCUUUUCCAUGUCUUUAUCCCUUUGCAUUAGGGUAAGAACUGCUCUAUUACCUAUUUUAAUGAAAAUCUUAAACCCCAAACAUGUACGUCUGUGGACAAAAGCUGGAGAAAUAGAUUUCACGAAGUUCAAACCACUUUUGAAUACUGUCACCCAUUUGAAUUGGAGCCAUAGCCCCUCAGGCUAAAUAGGCACAUUAUAUUAAACAUUGUGGUAUUAAUUAGUAACAAAUAAUAGCUGUGCUCGCUUUUGUCGUAGAUUCCAGAGCUGAAAUAGGACAAGGGGCACAGAAAAGGUGUGUGGGAAAAAGACAGGAGGUCAGGGAGGGAAUCUUAAUGUGUGCUCAGCUGUUCGUUCAAUGUCACAGUUGAAUUCAUGUCGGACCUUCAGGGCAUCUAAGCUAGAAUUUCUCAAAUAGUUUGCUUAACCACUUAAGGACCAGUAACAACCUAUGCCAUCUCCACAUCACGGCAAGUUCUGGGUAAUUUCCGCCAGCAAUUCUAAGGAACAGGCGCAAACCAGAAUACCGAGUGCACCUAAGGGCUACAGUUUUAAUGAAGAACACCAAAAAACACAAUCGCUUACGGGAGACAACCCUUUCUCAACGGACAGUGCCUGGUUUGCGCAUGUUCUAUUUUUCUGGCUAUUAGAUGUAUAUUUACCACUAUAAGAGAACCGUAGUGGUUUUGAAACAGCUGCACAGAAGUGAAACAUUUUUUCCAGCUUUUUGGUGAUUCUGUAUUAUCUGAUGCCUAUACUUUUAUUUGUUUUAGCUAUUCUAGGGAGUUCUUUUUUUUUUUUUUUUAUUUGACAAUUUUUAUUGUUUUGUCAUUUCUUGGAAUGUAGAGGGUACAGAAUGAAGAAAGGGAGGGGUAGGGGGGGGGGAGAGGAGGUUGCAAUUCCAUAAAUAGGUUGUGCAAGGUAGUAAAUACCGACAUUGUCUUUAGGCACAAUUGUGAAGUUACAUACAAUAGUUAUUGAGCAGUACCAGACAGUUGACAUUCGUACCUUGGCCCUGGCAUAUAUACCUUUCCCUUACCCUUGAGAUAGAUGUGAGAGCCAGAGCCUAACCUUAUGUCUCAAUAGUGGUGUUUGACAUGCUUCCUCAUGGGAGACCUGAUGUUUGCUUGGGGUUGCCUGGGGUUUAGUCAGGUAACUAAGUAGGUUUGCCUUUUUAUCUCUAGCUUUGUUUGGAGUGGUCGUACUCCUUGUGAUCAGUUAGUCUGACUUUCUCGUAUGAUGGGAUAAUCUUUGAUGGGUAUUCUAAUCUUUGAGGGUUAUUUUAUAGGUUUAGGUCCGUCGUGAGGCCAGCUCACGUUUGUAGGUUCUCUGUUGUACCACCUUUGUAUGUUUCCCAUUUUUCCCAUGCUAUUUCCCAGUGCCUCCGGCGCUUAUUAUGUGGUUUGUUGGGAGGCGUGUUUUGCCGUCUCAUUAUGGUUUCGAAAUGGCCCGCCUGGCUAAUUUGCUGCAUGCACAUGGAGAUAGAGGGUACAGUCUGUGAUAGCCAGUUUUGUGCUAGGGCACCCAGGGCUGCUAUAUUGAUAUGGAAGAUUAGAUACCUGUCUGGCUUAGGUAGCGCUUUAGGAAUAUUGAAAAGCACGUAAUGUUCUAAAUUAUGAGGCAGGGAGCAUCCCGUGCUAUUUGUAAUGAGUUUGGAUAUGUCUUUCCAGUAUUGUUGUAGGCUGGGGCACGUCCACCAUAUGUGUGCCAUGGUCCCUGUGCCUGAUUUGCACCUCCAGCAUUGUGUCGGAAGAGAUUGGUUGUAUUUGUGUAGUCGUAUGGGCGUGAGAUACCAUCUGUAUAAUAGUUUUUUGGCUAACUCUAUAUGUCUUGAGCAUAAAGAAAAGUUUUUGGGAGUGAGGAUCAUAUAUUCCCAUUCUUGUUCAGUAAAUUUUUUGUGGGUCUCUGUUUCCCAUGCUUUGAUAAAUUUAUGUUCAUGCAGUUUGUGUUUUGUGGGUAGUGUUGCGUAUAUGGAGGAUAUGAGUUUCUGGGGUGGUGUGGGGUUAGUAUACAUUUCCUCGAAUGCUGUCAUCCUUUGUGUCUGCGUAUUGAUUGUUUUCUCCUGGAUUUGUAUGCGUAGCCAUGAAUCUAAUUGGCGGUAUGAAUAGUGUGCUACUAUCGGUAGCUUAUGGGAGUUUUGUAAUGAGGCAAAGGUCGUUAGGCCCGUGUUGGUGAUUAUCUGAUGUAGGAAUUGUAUACCAUGUCUUUCCCAUAUUCUGUAGUUAAAAUCCGGGAUAAUGAGCGCUAGUGACUUAAGUGGCAUGGCUUUAGAGAUUGUUGAAUUAUUUGUUAGGGUGGGUCGGGCUCCAUCCCAUAUUUUUAGUGACAGUGUUGUGGUUGGUAGGCAGUCUUGCAGUUGCGGUCGGUUAGGUUUUGGUAUCCACACUAAAUUAUCAGUGCUAGCAUUAUCAGCCCAUUCUGCUUCUAAGUGUUUCCAUUGAGGUGCUUGUGUACCUGGCCGUGCUUGAAUGAUACUACUUAGUAUGGUUGCGUGAUAGUAUUGUCUCAGGUUUGGCAUAUUCAUACCCCCUUCUUUGAGCGGUAAUUGCAAUACCUUUAGGGCUAUACGUGCCUUUUUGUCAUUCCAUACAAAUCUGGUUAUCCAGCGUUGGAUUGUGGCUAAAUACGUGGCAGGUAUAUGAAUCAUUAGUGAUCUGAAUAGGUAUAACAACUUGGGGAGAAUUAUCAUCUUGAUCGCUGCCAUGCGACCCGACCAGGAUAUGAAUGAUGUUUUCCAUUCUUGUAGUUGUUUUUUUAUUUCUAUACUGAGUUUGCCAUAAUUGGCAUUGAAUAGUGCGGUGUGCGAUUUUGUAAAACGUAUUCCUAGAAAUGUGAUGUAGUCAGUUCUCCAGUCGUAUGAGUAGGUGUUUUUUAAUUUAUGGGUGAUAUCUGGGGGGAGUAUUCUAGGGAGUUCUAAUGCCAGACCAGUAGAACAUUCCAUGGACAUUCCCCAUCAUAGUAUUAUCACCCUGGUGUAGAUAAUUAUAGACCACUUGUUUACUAGAAUGUGACCUAGGCAGCUUGGAAUCAAACAGUAUUUAUAUUAUUAGAUUAUUAGAGGCAAUAUUACAUAAUUACAGAAAAAUAUAUAUUUGUUAUCAUUGUGUAAAUAAUUAUUCAGUCUCUGCCCACACAUAAUUGCCUACAAUUUCCAAACAGGCAAUCUAGUACCCGGUGUCUUUUGCUUUCGGUUGGUACGUGCUAGAGUUGAAAUCAUGAGCAUCGGUUUUUAUUUUAGAUGCAUCAGUUGACUUCUGACAAAAGGGUCUUCAGGGCAUCUUGCUCAAUUUGUGAAAUAGCUUCUCCAAUAGAAGGAGUCUCACAAAUAUCACUGAUUACACUCAAAGGGGUUAUAGAAUUUAUAAAAUCUAUGAGAUUAGAACUCCAUAUACACUUGAAAUCUAGCUUUUAUAGGACUUUUAUACAAAGUACUUAGUAAGAUGAGGAGAUAAUUGGGGUUGAGAAAAAAAGUAGCUGAGAAGAAAUUGAAGUUUUAUAUAGUAGAAUAUAAACACCAUAAAAAUAUCAGUUGGGUUGUAAACAAGGGAGAAGAUCAAUAGGAGGUAGCUAAUUACAGGUACAUGAGAAACAUGCCCUAUACAGUAAUUUGGAGGAACAAUGGGUAUGGACAAGGCAGGUUAAUUGGUGCCUAACAGACAAUAAAGCAGUAGUCAAAUUAUUUCAUCUUGACUUCUCUGCAAACAUAGGAGGAAAAUUGACCUUGUUGGGGUAAUUCCUGAAAUGUAUUCUCCGGAAGAGAGUCUAACGGACACAAUGUGUGCUUAAUCAUCUCCAGUAUAUUUACAUAUUUUCUGAUUCUUUACCUUGUUUCAUUAGCAAGUGUGUCUUUCAAUAAAUAUUACAUAUAUUAAAUACAGGGUUUGUGCUUGUCCAUUUCAGAAGAUAUUGUCUUAACUACUUCUACUACAUGGAAUGUCCUGCCAUUUGCUUAGAGCCUUUUGUGCUAGUAAUUAAAAGAUUGUGUUCUUCAAAUUAUCUAGUCUUUUUUUUUUUGUCUUUCUUCUAAAAGCUUCACAACAUGUCAUAAUCACUCAUAGGUAUUGCAAGGCGGACCAUGUGCUUUCAUGAGACCCAUAGUUGGACAUGUUGCCUAGAGGCUAAAUGCUGAGUUCGAAAGUUCAUUCUAUCAGAAACCCAGUGUUUAUCCAAGCACAGUGUCAGAACAAGUCUGAACUAAUCACAUUUCUUGCAUAUCUCCCUGUCGGGUCCAAUGUUCAGACAAAGUCCUGCUCGUAAGGUGGCAAAGGUUGACUUGCUGCUAUCCUUUCAACCAGACAAACCCACUUUUUAAAGCAUUUUUAUUUUUUGUAAAAACUUGAACAAACAAAAUGCUGGAGACAAUGAAAAUGUCUUAGGACUGCGUUAGCCAAAUUCUCAUGGUUCCUCAAUAUAGUUCUAAACUUUGAUGUCUGCGUUCUAUGUGAAUUAUAAGAGAAAAUGAACUCUAUGGUCGCCUAAUUGUCUCAUAAUCUUUCCUUGAUCAACCAUUCAGACCUCAUAUAACUUUAUAUGGUCUACCUACUCCACAAUUUGUCUUAUGUAUAGCUACAGCUUUCCAGCAUAAGGGACUCUCUGGCUGUAUCUCCGACACAUAUAAUCUUGUUUCACUUAAUGUGGUAACCGUUGAAGACCCCUUUAGUAGGAACUCCAGGAUGGUUGAAAAGGGGAAUACUUUGUUCUACUGUCCAUUCCUGCUGCUUUCUGAGUUAUAAAAGAUCAAAAUUGUAUUCCUAACACAGUUCUGCCCUCCUCUCUCCCUGUAAUAAUAAAGGGUUUUAAAAAAAACACGAAAAAAAUAAAAUCUUUUACACCUACCCUAUUUCAGCACCAUUUCCUCGGUGCUAAGUAGCACUCUUCACUCCUCUUCCGACAUAGUUAACCCAUUGGCAUGUGUGAUGUGCAUUUGCAGAAAGUGCUGCCUGUGCAUUAGGCGUUCCCCAUUCCCUAUAGGGAUUUUCUGGGAUUCCCAGCAUCAUUUGAUGGAAUCAAACUCUGUGAAACUUCAGGAAGUACCUCUAGUGGCUGUCUGGUAAACAGCAGUCUUAACCCUACAAUAUAAACAUUUUCUGUAAACCUUCAAUGUUUUACAUUGCAGGGCUAAGUGGGACACACACACUGUGCCCAGACCACUUCAAUGAGCUGAAUUGGUCUGGGUGCCUAUAAUGUCCCUUUAAAUCCUCCAUUCUAACUAUGGCUUUGCUUCUUCACCAUGACACCCAACUCUUCCAUCGCAGGCUGGUGUUGCAUGAAGGACCAUAUACCCCACUCCGUUCUUAUACCCCAUAUCCCAGCCCUCUUAACAAGUGGCUCCUUCUGCCAUAUACAUUUAUAUCCAGAUGAAUGGAUUAAGUUUCAUCAGUAAGCACAAUGUACCAUAUUGUUCACUGGCCUUUGAUUGUCUAGGUUUUAAUGGAAAUAUAUAUCAUUAUAGUCCUGUAUAAUAGCCUUUGGACUUCUGUGGCUAGAUGAAUUCAGGGAAACCAGUGAUCCCAUUGUACAGCGCUGGCGCUAGAUAAAUAAUAAAAUAAGCGUGAUAAAUGUAAGUGCAAUCAGAUAAGCAAGGAUUUUAAUACGUUUUCUGGGCAAUAAAAGGAAAUUUAGUAACAAAGCACGGCUUGCACAAACAGGUCAGGUUUGGGUCCUGGAGUGGAGAGGACAACCCAGGUUUUCAGAAAUAUAUUUAGCAUGUUGCUAACUUGCCCUUAUUCACUACAUCAGCACUGUGAAGCUUUGAAAAGGAAAUUGGCAGUUUAGUAAAAAAAAAAACCUCGAGUUCGUUGUUUAAAAUAUCCAUGAAAGAAAUGUUUGGGAUAUUUUCUUCCAGUAUUUAAGUGCUGACCCAUUCUAUUGCCAUGUGAUAGAACCAGUUUGUUGUAUUUACCAGGCCCAUGGAAGCAGAAUGUUUAAAGUGCAGCUUCCCAAUUUCUUUCAAUUUUUUUAUACAAAAUAAUAGAACACAAAAUAACGCAAUCUAAAUAUGAAAUAUCCGAGAGAUUGCCCGUUUCAUUGUGCGCUAGUUCUGAUUGGUGAUGACUUUCUUUAUUAUAUAUGACACGAGUCUGCAGUCUCAAGUAUGUUUUAUAAAAUGUGCGAUCAUAAAUCUGUUUCCAAGCUGUGCAGAUAAUGUUUACUGAGAAUGAUCAUAGGAUUGUCAGUGUGAUUAUUUGACCAAUUUCAGAAACUUCACUUUUAUGUGUUUGUUUUAGAGAAAUUGUUUUUUGUUUUUUGUUUAUGCUGUGAAGCCCUACAUAUUUCUUUCUUACCCGUUCUGCUUUGUCUUGUUUUUUACUAGAACAUCGAUUCACCAGAUGUCACGCCAAAUCGGAACCUAUGCCUUACUCAGCUUCCCACCCUACCACCUCACUUGCUGCUGAGCGCUCCUUGUCCCCACUCACGGAACAAGAAGGGGAGACUUACCUAGAGAAAUGUGGCAGCAUCCGUCGACACACUGUGGCCAAUGCUCACACAGACAUUCAACUUCUAGCCAUGGCCUCCAUCAUGCAUCCAGCAAGGUCGGAUGAGUCUGAAAUUGGGGAACAAUGUCUCCUACUGCAGCCUGGCUUCAACUCACGACAGUGUAACAGUGAACCAAACAUUGCAGACGACCCCGGAGAUAUGCUGUCCGAUUCCCUACAGGAGAACACAGAACAGGAUUCCAUGUCUUCUAGCUGA
This is a messenger RNA of Pelobates cultripes (western spadefoot toad), 54569 nucleotides long. The record is from the annotation of a GenBank genome assembly. Lineage: Eukaryota; Metazoa; Chordata; Amphibia; Anura; Pelobatidae.